GCAGUGACUGGAGCGGCGGCGGCGGCAGCGGCGGCAGCGGCAGCUUACAGCCUCAGUGGCAGGAGCAGCAGCAACAGCACCAGCAACAUCUCCUCCACCACCUUCCUUCUCCUCCUCCCUUGGGCCGCAGCGACCUCGAAGGCGACCCCGCCGCAGCCAUGCCGGUGACCGAGAAGGACCUGGCCGAGGACGCGCCCUGGAAGCGGAUCCAGCAGAACACCUUCACCCGCUGGUGCAACGAGCACCUCCGCUGCGUGAACAAGCGCAUCGGUAACCUGCAGUUCGACCUGAGCGAUGGGCUGCGCCUCAUCGCGCUGCUGGAGGUGCUGAGCCAGAAGCGCAUGUACCGCAAGUACCACCAGCGACCCACCUUCCGGCAGAUGCAGCUGGAGAACGUGUCCGUGGCGCUCGAGUUCCUGGAGAAGGAGAACAUCAAGCUGGUCUCCAUCGGUGAGCUUGUGGCGCGCCCGUCGGGGCUGGGCAAAAGAACGGGGACGCCUAGGCGGGCGGGCGGGCGGGCGGGCGGGCUUCCGCGUGUGGCGAGAGCAGCGCUUACGGGCUGCAGGCUGCCUGAGGGAAGCAGCUCAGUUUCUCCAUCCUCGGACCUCUUUAGUUGGGCUUGGUACUUCGUUUCAAACCAGCCGUCCGGGCACCUCUUGUGCCUGGGGGUUACGGCUCAAGGUUUUGGGGGCAAACUCAAACCAGCUCGUCUGUUCGCAGCUGCGGGGAGGUGUCUGAAUUCCUCCCGGCGUGAGGAAGGCAGAAGUGGGGCCAAAGCGCCUGGCAGUGGGUGCCCCGUCGAGUUGCCGCUCCGCUAGAGUAGUGAGCGGGUGGACGGGCGAGGUGGGCGCGGCUCUGCUGCUGAGCGUCUUCCUGAGGCGCCGACGAGCCCCCGGGAGCCCAGCGUGGAGGGAGGCUGUGGGGAGGAGCCGCCCAACCCGACCCUCCCGGGGCGGGUACCUGCCGGCUUGUUGCACCCUGCGAGCUUUGAAACCAGCUCGGCUCUUAGCCUACCGCCCGCAAAGGAGGACCCCUAAGCUAUCUAGAGCCCCCCCCCUCCUUCUCGGUCUCUUAAGUACUGUUGUAAAGCACGCCGGUUGGGAGGAGGAGGAGGAACGCAUGCUCUCUUCCCCCGCCCCAAUUAAUGGUGUCUCCACCAUCUACAAACUGCCCCGUCUCCGGGCUCGCAUUGAACCGUAAACGGGGCCUGAGCCUAAUCCUGGGAAAGCGGAGAAAUGGCUGGCGCUGCUCAGACAGGAUUUCCUGAGGUGCCUCCCUCCCAGCAGGUAGAGCCACUUCCUUUUGGCGGCAAAGACUUCGGUUUCCAUGCUGGAGGUUUCUGAAGGGUGUGCGCUGUAUAAAAGCCCAGUCUCUGAUCUGAGACCAGCUUCUUCUCUGCUUUCCUGGGAGAAGCAGGCAUUGGGCUGCACUUGGUUCCCGUUAAAAAUUAAAGAUGGAAAAAGAGCAGCUGCGGGGCUUGUGGUGAUAGUUUGCAAAGCAGUGCUCUGCCCCUCAAGUAGCAUGUCAGGAAGAAAACCCAGCCGGCCUAAUCAUUUUAUUCUCUGGAGAACGUGGUGUAGCCAAAAUGUGCUGUGCUGUUGGUUCUGUGCACUAAGGAAUGCUAAUAAUUCCUUGUUAAAUUGUUUUAAUACCUUAGCAAGCAUUCUAAAGUGUCUGGAUUUCUAAAAGUGUGACUGUGAUAGUGCAUCUAUUUUGACCAUUAGGAUUUGACAUUAAGACUAAUUUGGUAGAGACUAUUCACACCUAUUUUUUCAGUUGGCACUGCUGUUGAGUCAGCUGUGACCAGGUUCUUGGUUCAAUGGGACAAACUGCAAAAUGAUAGGCUAUGUAUGGUAGUCUGGGUAUACAUAUUUGACACAUCACACCUAUAAGGUGUUGUGCACUAUUAACUAACUUGUCACCUAACAAAGGGAUAGCUGCAGGAAAAUAAAAUCUUGUUGAUUCCUUAAAGACUGACAUCCUGAUGGUAUAAGCUUUCGUGGACUAGCCCACUAGAUUAGAUGCAUGGUGUUAUCCUGAGUUGCAGGUACAUAUGCAGUAUGUGUUGUAGAAUCAAAGUGUGAAAGGAUCUCAGUCAUCUAGUCCAUUCCUCUGCGAAUACAGGAAACUGUAAAACCUGGUUAUUGGGACUCCCUUAAAAAUUGUCCAUGGAUAAUGACACUCCAUAUUUUCUCUUUUGAAGCUGCAUUUUCCCAAGCUUACGAGUUGGGAGGUGGUAGAGAGGGAAGAUACUAGUCAGCUUCAGUCUAGUCAGAAACAAUUUGUAAAGGACUAGAUGGCAUUUCAGAUGCUGUGAUUAAAAGGCUGCCAGUGUCCUAAGCACAACAAACUUCCAAGAUACAGUUGAACUAUAGAAUGGAUAAAUGUAGUCUGAUUACAAUAGCCAUUAAUUGUAUAGAAAGCUCCGCAGCUAAGUACUGUUGCUUUGACUGUGUUUCUAGUGUUUUUUGUGUUGGGAAUCUUUUCUUGCAAAAUACCGAACUUGUAUUAAAGGAGGGAAUAAAUAAUGUAAAAUAGCACUAGGAGAUGUGUCUGGAUAAUAUUGCAUGGAUAGAAUGCCAGCUGAAAUUAUCGAGAGGCUAAACCUGAUGCCUUGUGGACACCUGUAGUGUAUAGCAAGAAUGCAGGAUAUACUUCACAACAGUUGUGUUUGUGAAAACAUGUAGGUAGCAUGAACAAAAUAUUUUACUGUGGCUUAGAAAUGUUAACUAUAAAAAAAGCUUAAAUGGCUUUUUCAGCAGCUGAAGUGACACCAUCAGCGCACCCACUUUUCUGCUGCCAAUCACAAUUCUAAAGUGACACAAAAUUGAACACUUCUGCUUUUAACAGCUGCAUGAACCUUUGCAUGUUUUCUGGGAAGUAAAUCAAAGGGGGAUAAUUGGGAGUGAGUGUGCACAGCCUGUUGGGUCCAUGGAGCAUAAAAACAGGAAGGGGUCUUGCAGAAUUAGGUUUUUACCAAGGCAGGCCCAUACCCUGAGGCAGAAAAGGUGCAUUAUCCAACUUGUCCGUGAAUGUUUAUGGAUGAAGGUUAUGUGAUAUUUAGGGAGGAAAUUAUGCAUCUACUAGCAACUGCCCAUAAUUCCCAUUUUAAGAGCAGAAGUUGCAAAUGUGGUAUCAGUAAAGUGACAAAUACUCUUAAAACAUUUUCACAAAGAUAAACUUAAUUGGCAGGGUUUUUCUGGGCAGAGAUUUCAUCCAUUGGCCAAAACCCAAAACAAAAAAACACUGCCACCAAGCAACUUGGUAACCAUUCUCAAUGAUAGUUUAAUGCUCUCAGUUGCAGAUGCAGCUUUUUUCGAGGCAGUAAUGGAUAUAAUUUGGGAGCACUGAAUGCUACUCUGAACCUCCAACAGAAAUAGUGGGGGCAUGAGUAUAAAGUACAUCAUUUGCAAAUGAAGGCAGCUUUCAAACUUUUAAAAAGAUGGGUUAAUAGCAAGUGGUUCUCAUAGCCAGAUCUUGCUGUGUUCUCUAUUAGCAGCCAAGUAGUAGCACAGAACUGGUGUGUUAACAAGCAAAAGAAAAUAAAACUAAUACCUGCCUGUGGGAGCUGAAAUCUAACUUUCUAACAAUUGUUGCCCUGUUUGGAAGUCUGUCUGAGUUUUAACUGGGGAAGUAACUUAGGUUCUCUCUGCAGUGGUGUCUCUGGAGUAUAGAACUAUGUUAUGAGCAAAACGUGACCUUGAGUUAGAGACCUGAAACAGAACUUCAGAGACGUCCUGUCUGUGUAAAUAGAGUUGAGGCUUCAAGGAAAAGUAUAGGAGAAAAGAAUGUUGGUUCUCUGUAUGUAACCCAUAUGUUUUGAAGCACGGAAACCUUGCUGAGCUCUGAAUCAGACUCCUUGUGGGAAAAUACCUUUGACAGCUGUUGCAAACUUGCUUUUCCAGGGAUUACUUCACUCUGAUUUCUUUUCAGUUUAAAUAUUAACAGCAGAAUAUUGUUGGUGCAUAGCGCCAACAGAAGUAACAAGCAGAAUAAUGUGUACUCCUGCAACUAGUGCUGCUAGUUUCAGAAACCCCAUUAAAAACUGUUGUGGUGGGUGGGGGAAAUUUUGCCUUUCACUAGACAAGGCCCCGCCCGUCCUGUACUGCCCCUGGGAGAUGGCAAGCUGCCUCUUACAAGUUGGUACUCCAAUGUCUGGGCAAAGCAGGAAGUGUUAGGCUCCUGCAUGUGUGGAUUACAGUACAUUCUAUGUAGCAGCCAUAUAUUUGAUUCUAUCGGAUUUAUUGCAACAUGUUUUAAGGAAAGUUUCUGAAAUGUGUGCCCUGGGUGAGCUUAAUGAUAGCUGUGUUCUUCCUCCAUUGUUGAAGGAAGUACGCCUUUGAAUAUCAGUUGGUGGGAGUCAUAGGUGGGGGGGAGUGUUGUUGUGCUCAGGACCUGCUUUCAGAUUUCCCAUAAGCAUCUGGCUGGCCAUUGUGAAAAUAGGAUGCUGGAGCAAGUGCUCUUCCCAAAUAUCCUGAAUUCUCCAAGCUGCUUUAAAUGCUAACAUGUCAUGUCAUCUAAAGAGAGGCAUAAACUUAUCUUCGGGCCAGGGAAUAGCAGAGGUAUAAUUUGGUGGCGGCAUCAUUUUGAUACAUUCCAAAGGAUUAGAGAUCAAAGGAUCAAGCUUUGCUUUACAGCUGCUUUAGCUUCACCUCCUGUGAGGCACAAGCAGGCUGAUGGACUAUCCUCCUUCUUGUAGGUAUUUUGUCACUCAUCAUGGGACAGGAAGGGUCAAAAGUUCCUGUGUGGUCUUGGAAGGCAUUCUGUGCCAUAGCUAGAACUUGAACACGAAAUUCCAUGCAUGUUGCCUCCCAAGUUAAAUCUCACUGAGUUCACUGGACUUUGCCCAGGUAUAGGAUUGCAGCCUAAAGCAAAGUAGGGGAACUUCAGAAUCUCAUGAAGGUUCCACCAGCAUGCAGCUAUACCUCUGAUUUAGUUGCUGGAAUAGGUUAUCUUACAGAAGAAUCACCUUGCUUGAAAUAGGAUUGAGCCUCAGUGUGAUCUAUAAACUUGCAACUUGUUAGGAAGUUCUUACUGAAAUCUUAAGUACAAACAGCCCUACUAAUUUUGCUCCAGGUGUUUAUGUUCCUGAAUCAGAUAAAAUCUGGCAUUGCUAUGGAUAGCCCUGUUCAGCGGUGCUUAGGUCUAAAAUAUCGCAUUUCAAAUAUAAGUGCAUCACAAUAAUCUAAAGAAUACCUUAUUUUGUCACUCUCUUUCUAUAUUACAUUGCAAUACUGAAACCUUAAAUAUUACUGCCCCAAACCUUUCCCUGAAUGAUCAUCUCUCUAGUGUCUUGUAGCUCAUGUCUAGAUGCAGAUUUACGUAAUGAAUUGUUCUCUGCUAAACCGGUAGUGGUAGCUGGAAUUUAGACUCUUACUUAGUAGCAUAUACCUCAAUAUUGAAAGCUGCUUCAGUCAACAAGAGACAUAUGAAUCCUUUUUUGGAAGAUGCAUAGUUAAGCACCUGUAUUUUGGCAGUUAACAUGCAGCUAAUGACUAGCUAUCAAAUUUAAUAACUGAUAUUUUAGUGAACCAUUUUGGUUCAUUUGCCCCAAGCAGGUUCCAAUGUAGCUUUCUUCUUAGGCUCACAAUUGGGUUGCAAAUGAAAGUGUAAGAAGUGGGAAUUGAUCCAAACUUUUAAAAUUGUGAUUGCUGUGUGAUUGAGAGCGCCACUCCUGAAGUACAGGUUAUGAGUGUGCGCCUCAUUCGGUAUAUAUUGCCAGAUCUUUGUGGGAAUUCUUUUCCUUCAGUAAACCUGGCAGGUUUUUUCAUGAGCAAUAAAAUCCUAGUAUAUCGCCUACACUACACUCCUUAAUGAUUCACCCAAGUGAGCAGUUGGGUUGCCUUCAGUCUUGAAUAGUACAAACUGCAGCACUGAAUGCAGUGGUCUGCUGGUGGUAGGAGAUGCAGUUUGGUUUAAUGGCAAAGGCUCAAAGGAAACAUGGAACCAAAUGUCCAUGAGCACUAGUAGACAAAAUGAUUUUUAUUGUCCUGGGUCAGCUUGGAAUUCAGAAGUCUCCUAAUAUAUUCCUUUUUGAGUACCGAUUGUAAUGUGUGCAUAAGUGGAGUGUGAUGGUCUCUUCCGCGACUGAUCAGGGAUUGGAUCCAGACUUCUUUGAUCAGAGUUCCAUUCUGAUGAUGCUUCUGCCGAUGGAAGGGGGGAGCUAUUUCCCCUCCCCAAUGCCCCUGCCCCUGAAGCCUCUAUGCCCCUGCCAAUUGCUCAGAAGGAUUGGGGAUCCUUCAGAAUGCUGUAGGCUGCAAGCAGAAUUGGUGCAAAGGUCUUAUCUCGCCUCCUCCAGUGAAAACCUCCAUUGGAUUGGACAGCAUGUACCACAAGCAGAAGGUGCCAUUGCAUUUGCAGAACUGAAAGUAUUGAUCCAAACCAUAAUCUUUUACCCCCAUCGUGUGGUAGAGGCAAUAGCUCUCUGCAACAUAGGGCAGAUAACUUUUGAAGUAGAAAGGCACUACACCCAUGCUGACUCAGUUUAACAGGAACACUGAUAAGCAAUACUCAGAUGUCACUAUAUGGAGAAAUACUGAACCAAUUCGUGCUAGACAUUCAAUCAUGCAACAGUUGUACUAUUUAUCAGUGGCUCACUAGGGUGUGUGUUUGGGUGUGUGAAUUGAGUUGCAAUUAGUAAUGCUAUUGAAGCAACUUCCUGUCUUCAUGUUGCAGUUCAAGGAACGAACCUGUACUCGAUUUGGGUUUUUUUGGGUGGAGUAGUUCAAAUGAAAUGUUUGAUUUAUGGGUUUCUUUAUAUGCAGUUGUCUCUGUGAACAGAAGUAGUAGCUUUUUAAAUAGAGAGGGUGGUUUCACUGCUGCCAGCUAAUGUCCACACCCCAUGUUUAUAUAUACUCAAAAACCUAGGUAACAGCUAAGCUAGCUACUGUUAUGCAGCAAUAAUUGGCUGUUUUAGGAUGUGGGGACUAGAAACCAGCAUGUUUCUAGUCUGUACAAUGCAGGAACAUACCUUGUGUAAUUGCAGACUCACCCCCAGCCUAGUAUGAUAUUCAUACUGUGGUAAUAUUUUAGUUUCCUCAGGCAAGGAGCGGAGUGAUGAAAGUGUAUGCCUUCGAAUCCUCUUGACAGUGGUUAAUGCACCCUUCUCUGGUCAGGGGAAGAUGGCGUAAUACUUUGAGCAACAUUCCAAAAAAGAUUUCUGCCAUAUCGGGCCCCAGGGUUUGAGUGCCAUUGCCACCCAUUGAACUUGAAAAAUCCAGACCUUCAACACAAAUUCAGUAUUGUCCUUUCUGAGUGGCAAUAGUUUUAUAAGGUCUUGGGCCGAGAGGGCUUCCCCAGUCCUGCAACCUGAAAUUUCUUGCCUAGGGAUGCUGAUGAUUAGAAUUUGGGACUUAGUCACACAAAGCAUGAAGUGCUGGGAGUUGUACAGAAAGCAUGCUUGCCCUUUAGUAUAGAAAAAAAGAAUUUUUCUCUCUCUACUUGUGAGUUGAUAGCUUUGUUCAGGUUGGUGUGUGCAAAGAGGCUUUGGUUGCAAUUAAAAAUGACUCUGCUGGGUGAAAAUGACAUAGAAACCUCAUUGGCAAAUCUUGUUUUGGAGUGUGUGUGAUAGUAUUGGAACUACUGGUGCUUAGAUUGUAGUCUUUAAUCUUGAAAUGGAAGCUUCGUAAUGUACUCAUAAUAAAGGGUGGCAUUGGUAGCUGAAAUACAUGUGUAACCUGAACUUAUAAACAGACUUUGCUUGUUUUGUUUCAAAAAAGCAUGUUCUUCUGUGUCUGCCUGAUCAGAGCAAAUGCUGCAUCUUACAACUUACUGUUGAAAGGAAUGUUGGCAGCUUCCUCCUCCCUCUCCUCCCAUUUUGCAAAUCCUUGCAUAGGAACUAUAAAUGCCUAGAGAUUAUCACAGUGGAAAUGGUGCUGCAAAGCGCAACUCGCCACCUUUGCUCCUAGAACAAUGAUUUAGCAGACAAACUUCCUGAGGAGGAACCUAAGGUUCAAGGAUUGCUUUCUGCCUGUUGACUGACUCCUUAAUCAUCCUUAGUUGAAACUCCGUCUGCUUGAAAAGCCGAGUUACUUAUCUCGGGGCUUUACCGCUGAGUUUCAGCAGGCAUUACUGCUUUAUUGCUAGUGAACACAAGAAUUGUUACUCCUAUGACGUGCUAGGUUUUAAUAAUGGGUGAAAUGUAAAAUCAUUGUAGAUAAAAUUGCUGUGUAGGAGGCGCUUUUUUUUUUGCCCAGCUUAUAGUUGUGUGACACAGGGACAUGAAACACUGACUCACUCUGCCCUACCCCUUGCAAUGACAUGUUUGUGUGAGUGUGCCUGGUUGCCUGGGCAUCUAAAUGUCCUGGUAACUUAGAACAUAUUCCCAGCCCUGGCUAGCUGGGAAGUUAGAAUAAUUCCUGCCCGUAGUAUAUGUAGUGUUGUCUGUUUAGAAGAGCUUGUUUUAAAAUAAGUUUUUAUCAGAAAUUUUAAUGCACAUUUUAUAUUUUAUGUAAUCCUCUUAGAGGUUUGGAUAAAUGCUGAUAUCUAAUGUAUAUAUUUACAAACACACACACAGAGAAUAUGAAUAUGAGGGCAGAUGCAGUUACAAUGAAAGACAACUACCUAAAUGAGGCAUAAAAACAAACCAACAAAGACAGCUGUGUUGGGAUGAAAAAUAUCUCCCAACACCCAUAGCUAUAUAAUACCUUCAUUAGGACAAGCCAGGAAUCAUGAAAUGUGCAAGCUUUCAAGUUCUCCAGAACUCUUAAUCAGGUGAGAUGAGUUUCAAAGCAAGGGAUGGGGAUGGGGAAUAAAAAUUAAAUGGGCUGGGCCUUCAAGUCUAAAGAUGGAGAUUGCAAAAACGAAUUAGCCUGCUAGGUGCUUGCCAGUGUUAUGAUCCUUGCAGGUACAGUAUUCGGUUAAACCUGGAAUUCUGGCAGAAACAAGUGACAACUGCUCCCAUUUUUUUAAAGUAAAGUUUAGCAGCUAUGCAGGCUUCCUCAACCUCAGCCCUCCAGAUGUUUUUGGCCUACAUCUCCCAUGAUCCCUAGCUAGCAGGACCAGUGGUCAGGGAUGUUGGGAAUUGUAGUUUCAAAACACCUGAAAGGCCGAGGUUGAGGAAGCCUGGGCUAUAACUUUAGCUGAGCCAUGAAACUCACGGGGUGACCUUGAGCCAGUCACUGCCUUUCAGCUGAACCUACUUCACAGGGUGGUUGUGGGGGUUAAAUGAGGAGGGGGAGAACCAUGUGCACUACCCUGAUUUCCUUGGAGGAAAAAAGUGGGAUGGGAAUGCAACAAAAUAGAACAGCUUCCAAAUGAGAUGGGCUUAUUGACUUUGGCUGUAAUCUUAUGCAUGCUUACCUAGUUCAAUGGGGCUUACUUCUGAGUAUGCAAAAUCGAGGGUUGCAAACAGAUUCACACUGUUUGCCUCCGCUCUGAAGGUUUUCUCCUGUAAGAGAGAAGCAGGGACAUUUGGGUUUAAUAGACUUGAAAAUCCUCUGAGACCCUUCAACACGACCAAAAAAGAAAGGAGAGAAACUGGCGCUGCUGCUGCUGGCAGUGCAAUCAUGUCAUGUAAAAAUGAACCAUCUGUGCAGAAUUGCGUUGUUAAUCUGAAGAAUGACUGUUGGCAAAGAUGUACUCAAUUCAUCACGUGAAAUAUGCUUCUGUACAGUUCUAGAGAACUGUAGGCCGGGCAUAACUCUUUGGUGCUAUUGAGCUGUCAUAGUGGAGGUAAAAGACCAAGGCUCCUACUGUGAGCCAGGAAAGACUAUUCCUUCUAUCCAGCGUUUGUUUGUGGGUGCUGGGCUUGCUGCUUUGCUGCUCCUGUUUUAAUUGAGCGUUUAAUGGAUUCGCUCUAUACUCCUUUUCUCUGUAAAAGGAAUUGUUAUGUGGAAAAGGUAACCUAUGGCGGGUCAUCUUGAGUUCAGGGCAGGGGUUCCACAAACUUACAUAAGUCACUACAGUGGUACCUCGGGUUAAGUACUUAAUUCGUUCCAGAGGUCCGUUCUUAACCUGAAACUGUUCUUAACCUGAAGCACCACUUUAGCUAAUGGGGCCUCCUGCUGCUGCUGCGCCGCUGGAGCAUGAUUUCUGUUCUCAUCCUGAAGCAAAGUUCUUAACCUGAAGCACUAUUUCUGGGUUACCGGAGUCUGUAACCUGAAGUCUAUGUAACCUGAAGCGUAUGUAACCCGAGGUACCACUGUACUUGCAACUUUAGAUUCAAUUCACACACUGUAGGUAACUUUAACUUGGAGGGGUUUCUCACUUCAUGCUGUGUGUACUGUUUUUGUCUCCCACAAUUCCUCUACCACAGGUGUGGGCAGACUUCAGACUUGGGGGGAAUCUCCUUCAGGGUAUUUUCUGCUGGCAUCUCAAAAUAGUGUCUGUAGGUAGGGUGGGGCUGAAUGUAUCCUAGGGAGCUUCUGAGGGACAUGCUCAGCCCAGGAAUCUGUUUUCAGUACCAGAACUGCUAAUUCCUUGUGUUUCUCUUCUCACCCCCCUUUGCAACUAUAUGAUUUAUUACUCUAAUUUGUUUAGAGGUGCUUUUUUUUGUUGCUGUUGAUAAAGGAAAGUAGGAAAUGCUUGCACCACUGCAAACAGGUCAUAUCUAUCACAACCUGGGAACUUGGGAGGAGUGGGUAGGAUUAAUUAAAAAAACAUUCUAGGCUUUGAGGAAGCUGGCUGCAGCAAGUAUGUUUGCCACUCUUUUCUCCUCCCAACUCUUCCCAUUAAAUACAUGAAGCAACUCUCUUGCUUUCGACUUUCCCCCCAAACAUUAACAUGAAGCUGAGAUAAAAGUAGGGCCAGUGGCUUCCUGGCCCCUUUAUUUACGGAUGGGAACCGCUCUCCACUUGCCUGCUUUAUAUUUCUGGCACGAGGGUUAGAAAACUCAGGCUUGACUAUCUGUGGUCCCCCCCCCCCCCAGUUCUGUUCAGUAGAAGUCAAAGACAUAACAUAGUUUUGUGGUGGUGCAAAGUCAUAUUCUUUAUAGCAGUGCAUUUUUUUUUAAGUGUGCUAAAAGCUAGGGUAUUGCAUCCAUAUGGGCUACAAUGAUAGAGGCCCACCCAGGCAGUCUGAGUGUUUCAUGUGCACUUUGCAUUGCGGUGCUCUGUGUCUUGGAAGUAGCUCAAGAAAUGGGUGAACAAUAACCACCAUGAUCUGACAACUGAACUGGGACUUGUGCCAACGCCCUUAACUCUGACGUUAGAAACUUGGUGUGGUGUAAACCUGACCAAGUACUAUACUUUCUGAUUUCAUCGGCUGCUGUGGGAUCCCUAAUUGGAUUAAACAGGUGAAAAUAACGCUUAAGUUGUGCUCCUUCACUUUAUGAAUGAAUAGCGAAAUGGCUUAAUGCUUUUAGCAGCACAGCUCCACUUGCUGCCUCUUAGGAAGUGAAGGCCGCUUUGACAUAACAUUGCUCUGAGUGGGACCAGGCCCAAACUUCAAUUAAGUUAGUGGGGGUGGGAGGCAGAAAUCUUAAAAAGACUUCUGUGUGGAGGUGGAGAUAACUGUUUGAUCUGCAGCAUAGCUGACAUGAAAAUGUGCUUAGAGCUCUACAAACUGCAAGGGAAAACUUCCCUCUGAGCACUGUGGCGGCUGAUGGGGCUCUUCAGGAGUGGAGUGAAAGGUGGGAUUUCUGAGUACAGUGGUACCUUGAUUUACGAACAGCCCUGUUAAUGAACUAUUUGGUUUACGAACUCUGCAAAAUUGGAAGUAGUGUUCCGGUUUGUGAACUUUACCUCGAUCUACGAAUGGAAGCCAAACCGUGGAAGGGCGCUGGCGGCGGGAGGCCUCAUUAGGGAAAGUGUGCCUCAGUUUAAGAGCAUAUUUGGUUUAAGAAUGGACUUCAGGAACGGAUUUAGUUUGUAAACCGAGGUACCACUGUAAAGAGCUUGGGGAACUGAAGCUCGGUAGGCAGCUGAUGAAAUUAGUGGCCCUGCAGCAACAGUAUCCUGCUGCAACUUAAUGCAGGAAAUGGAGAUGGUCAGCUCAGACACUUGCAAGGUUCUGACUUUAAACUGUUGAGGAGCAGGUUUAUGUGCCAGUGACUAAAAGACUUGGAAAGUCCCUAUACACUGGUAUUGCAUCUUAACACACAUUUUACUUAGGCUUUCCGCUCUCGCCUGCAGCCUCUGUGUUUUUCAGGGGAAAGACUCGUCGAGCAGUGAGCCAAGAGGGGAAAAAAGAACCCCUUUCAAAAAUGGUGUUCCUGCCACUUCUUUGCAAGGAGCAUCCGCAGUGGGGCUGUAGCCAGUCUGAAUUGCUGCUGAUAGGAGGGUGCCUGUCUGAUGGGGGAGACUCCGGCUAGCUCUGGUGGGAUGCGGUGGCGGCAUACCAGUUCCUCUUCAGGAGAGAAAGCUGCACAGAUGGCUUGCCUGCUGCUAAAAGAGUUGCACUGGUUAUGAAUCGGCUAUCUGGCUAAGUUCAAAGUGCUGGUAUUGGUGUUCAAAGGCCACCAGGAUACCUAAAAGACCGUCUCACCCCUUUACAUACCUAACCAAUCACUGUCUUCUAUAGAAGAGGGUCUCCUGCAGAUAUGACCUUAUCAGGUGAUCCAUUCUGUAUGACGUAGUAUUUGGACCUUCAUUGUGGUGGCAUCCUCCCAAUUAUACACCAGACCUUUCCUUUUUGACUUCCAUUGAAGGCCUUCCUUUUUCAAAAAGCCCUUUAAGUCGAUUUUAUUUUUUUUUAUAUCCCAAUCUGUAUCAAAUCUGAUGCAGUUUUUACAUAUGACUUUAUUGAGCAUUAAUGGCUUUGUGAUGUUUCAUGGGAUGCCCUUCAUAAACUUUAAAAGAGAGACUAACCUUGCCUAUGUGUGGUAAAUGUCUAAUAGGUUGUGUGCAAUUCUUAGAGUCCCCCUAGUCAGACAUGUGUCACUGGCCUGCUUGGUGUGGGCGCUGAAGAAUGUCUGUGCUGGGCAGAGGAAGCAGUGCUGCCCAUCUUUCCUCUCUUGGAGGUGAUGUUGAACUAAUGAAGGCAGACUGGUCUCUCAAAGCUGCACAGGCAAACCAUUUCCUCGGUUAAUGUUGAUGAGAGAGAAAGCAUCCCUUCCCACAAGUACUGGUCCCAGUUGAUCACUUAUUCCUUGCAAUUAAAUCGUGGUUGUGGUCAAAUUCUUCCAGGACUGACAGCCAAGAUGGCCUCUGGCCUCUCCCCUAUUUUUGCUUAGUCUAGGUGACUGGGGACUAGAUGACCCUUGGGGUCCUUUCCAACUCUGCAGUUCUACGGCUCUAUUCUGUAAUUUUUGGCCCAGGGCUUAAUGUGGUGGCCACAAUAAGUGUGACUUGGGUGAAACAUUGGUUGUUUUGUUAACAAAAAUGGGAACAUCUUUUAGGCUUAUGCCAUGAGUCUUGUGUUGCUUGCCUUGAUCAAAAUGCUUUAGAAUCAUAGAAUCAUAGAGUUGGAAGAGACCACAAGGGCCAUCGAGUCCAACCCCCUGCCAAGCAGGAAACACCAUCAGAGCACUCCUGACAUAUGGCUGUCAAGCCUCUGCUUAAAGACCUCCAAAGAAGGAGACUCCACCACACUCCUUGGCAGCAAAUUCCACUGUCGAACAGCUCUUACUGUCAGGAAGUUCUUCCUAAUGUUUAGGUGGAAUCUUCUUUCUUGUAGUUUGGAUCCAUUGCUCCGUGUCCGCUUCUCUGGAGCAGCAGAAAACAACCUUUCUCCCUCCUCUAUGUGACAUCCUUUUAUAUAUUUGAAACAGAUUAGUUUGAGGAAGUAGCCAAAAUAUUGCGUGUAUCAAAAAGUUUUAAGAGGUGUACCAGGCUAUGAACAUUAAAAUGUUUUUCCUUUGACUAGAACACUUCCUUUUUCUGAAUGCUGCUCUCUGCUUGUGAUGGAGCCUGGCUGAACUGUGCAUACUUGCAUGAAUGGGAUUUCCUCUCACCAAUCCUGUUAUGUGUGGUGACUCUGGAUGGUUUCAGAUGGAAAAACUGAAUCAAAGUGUACAUUGUAGUCAAGGAUUUCCCCAAACAGUAAUCACUUCUGAUUACUUCCAACGUGUUGGUUUUGGCUCUAAAAAACCCGUAUACACUGUGGCUUUAGUGUUUGGCGUGUGCUGCACAGAAGAUAUUUGGCUCUACCAUAUCUAAAUAGCUUCACUUAUCUGUGCAGUCCUCUGCUGGUGUGAUGGCUGCCUGGAAGCAUCUUGACCCACACCCAGUGUGAGUAAACAUGCUUGCUAAUGCUAUGGAUGUUGGUCUUGGAAGCUCCCCAGACUUUGUCACUAACCAUGUAGCCUCUACUACUGACUGAUUGCUAAAACAAGCUGCUGCAGAUGAGUAACUGGAAUCUUAUGAGACUUUUUUUGAGCAUAUUUAUAUGGAUAAGGAACAAAUAUUGGGGUAAGCUAGUUGUGGGAAAGAUGGCCACUUCCAGCUUCACCCCAAGCCUGCCUGGGUCAGAUGAACCCUUUCCUGUUUCUGGGAGGUCUGCAGUAUUUUGAGUCUGCAUGCUUCUACCACUGGGGAUAGAUAAGGCCAGAAGAAGUCGUUGGACUACAGCUCCCAUCAGCCCCUGCCAGCAUGGCUAGUGAUCAGGGAUGGUGGGAGUUAUCUGUCAGCAAUUUCUAGGGGUCACCACAUUGGCCAUCCCUCUAUGAAGCAGCCUUAUCUGAUCCCCCACAAAGGGGGUGAGCAUUGAGGGCUGUGUCUCUGAAUAGUUCCUAUGAACAGUAUUCAGUGAUCAAAACUGAGCAAGAUGACAGAAGUUUAGUUGGCUGGUUUUGAGACCUAGCUAGUCUGUUAACUGAGAUACCAAAUAGUUUGAUAGUUGGUAUUGCAAAGCCUUUGGCUUUAGGAAAAGCUAAAAAUAAACUCCCAUUGUGCUUUUAGAUAAUGAAGCCUAAGGAGAUCUUGCACAACUCCCUUUAGAGUGCAAGUCAAAGGUGUUUGGGCUUACUUAUUCCAGGUCUACUAUCCUGACCUCUGAUAGGUCGCUGUAAUGACAACUUUAGGAAAUGUAGACUGCCAAGAAGGUUCUGAUUUUUUGUUCUGGACAGGGUACUUAUAGCAGAACAUACUGCAGAGACAUAUAAAGGAUGUCAAUGCAUAUAUCUAGUUAAUAGUGUUGGGGGGGAAAGCACAUUGCUCCUUGAUUGCUGCCUUCCUGGCAACAGGAACCUCAGAUGUAGUUAUGAUCUGUGCAUGAACUGUAAAUAACAAUAAUUGUCUGCAUAAACCAUACAUUUUGACAAGACUCUGUAUUAUCAAAUGAGAGGGUAUUGCGAUCAGGAAAUGAGAAGGCAACAGUGGCUUGAAGCUGACAUAAUUUUCACUUUUAAUGCCACAGACUCAAAGCCAAACAUACCUUAAAGAUAACUGCAGGCUUAAAUGAGGGUCUGUUGUCUGCAAUUAGCCACUGAAAUAGGAGUGUGAUGUGCAUAGUCCUUUCAGCCUCGAUCUGAGGUGGCACUUUUCUUGUCCAAUUGGAAAGCUUUUGCAUACUGUUGAUGUUUACUUGUAGUAGAAUAAUAUGCAUUGAACUAUGGCAUAUGUUGAUGAUGGUUGUGUGGGUUGCCAAGCCCACAGAACCUGCAUUCUUCUGCCUAGUCUUUCUGGAAGGAUUGUUUUAUUUCUGUCUUGCAAAUGUCAAAUUGCAAGACUGGCCUGUCUUUUGGAGAAUGAAGUUCUGGUUUGUGAGAGGCCUUUUGUGGGAAAAAUAACAAAAAUGACUGUGCAGUUUAUCAUGCACUGAAUCCUCCUAGUAUUUUCCAGUUCUGUUGUAAUUUCAAUCUUCCCCCAACUUGGUGUCCUCCAGGGUAAUGAUCACCUGAACUCACUUCAGCCGGUGUAACAGGGAUUGUAGAAGUUAGUCCAGCAACAGCUCGAACUCACUAGUUUGGGGGAAGUCUAGUGUAUUUUAGAUACACUUUCAUUAUAGGUUUCUAUACUUUCAUGGGGCCAUGCAAGGUCUCUGUAAUGCUUCAUACUUUCUGCCCCCCACCUACCCCCCAAUUUCUUUGACAGCAGAAUAAUGGGAGUUUCUACUUAUAUUUACCUAAAUUUAAUAGCAUUGGAAGAUGGAGCAUCUUAUCUUACUCUGCAGUCAUAUGCUGUUGUUUUUGAAGUGAGGUUUGAAGACAUGGAAGCAUGCUAGGCAGGAGCCAUAAGUGUAAUGUGCCUUUCAAACAGUUAUUUUAUAUGGCUGCCUUAUUCCAGAGCCAGUGGCUAGUUGAUCUAGAUACACAGCUGGAGAAACAUAAAUACUUACCAGAGUGUUCAGUUCCUUUUGAGGCCUGGUGAUGGGUGUCCUGUCUCCUUCCUAAAUGGCCUAUCACUGGAAUUGGUGUUUUCUCAUUAUUACUGGUUUUCAUGUGCUUGUGAUGUGUAGCCACUGACUAGUGCAUUUUAUUCGUGAGUGGGCACUCUAGUAUUUUGGAGAACAGGCUGGUGGGAUGCCUGCCUGAAAAUAGACCCAUGAACAAAUAUUCCAGACAGCAGCCUCAAGCAGCAAACUUGAAGGGGGGCAUUGUUGUAUGUCUAGACGGCUACCAUGAACAAUGUUGUGGGAAAGUUAAUACCUCCUUUCUGGCAUAUCUGAAACGAAAUGCAGGAUUGGAGCCUUAAUCAGCAGGCAGGGCUACUUCAGAACACUAUUGUACUCAUACGGAUGCCGGCAGAUUACUGGGAAUGGUGGGUGAAUGUGGGUGCAGACGUAACCGUAGGGCUUUCCAGACAAUAGUUUUCCACACCAUUAGCUGUUGACUAUAGUGCUACCUCUGAAAGCACUUUCCUGACAUUGUUUUGCACAACCUGUCUUGGACUGUCCCACCCAUUCUGUUCCUGAUUUGCCACUUUGGCCUAGCAGCGAUUAGCACAGUUGUCAUGUGCUUCCAUUGGAGCUGCCACUCCUUGACCGUCAGCGCCCUGGGGGUCCAGUGGUGCAGCUCUGUUCUUCAGGAUGCUUGCUUCCACAGCAUCCAUUCACCCGUCGGUUGUUGGAUGAAUGAAUCUAGAACCUCUGAGGUAGGUUUGGGCUGCCAAAGCAAUUGCCAUAGAAGCGAGAACAAGAGAUCUCUAUAAACGCUUGAGGCAGUUUGCGUCGAAAUGAAUGGCAGCAUUGGGGGGUUGGGGAAUGAUUCUGUGCAUGUGCAGGUUAGAAUGGCUGCCAAGAAAAUCUCCUGGGAAUAUGUGCAUCAAUAUUCGGAUGCUUCGCAAGGCAGUGUUCCAGUCAAGCCAGUAACGAAGCAAACUGAUCUCAUCUGCAGCUUCUGGGGGCUUUUCACAUACAUGGGGAACAAGGGGUGACCUCACUAAUGUGGAAUGUGCUUUGCUUAGUGUAAGAGGGGGGCCUGUUCUCCUGGGGGUUAUUGUCAGCAUAACAAGUUUGCCAAUGAUGUCAUUUAUUCAAAGCGUGCUGCAGCAGGCUUUAAGGACACAGGAAGGGCUUUUCGAAAGCCGAAGUUUCUGUUUUAGUAAUAAAUGGAACCAAAGUUCUCCAGGUUGGCUGUAGAAAAAAAUUAUUGGAAAAGGAAGCAUUACCAGGUGCUGACUCCUGUUAUACCACUAGUGCCAGAUCUUAAUAGCCAAAAGGCUUUUAACUCAGAACUGUGGUGGUAAAUGUUAAGUGAUAACAAGAACUGGUGAAAAACAAACCUGGUGAAAAACAAACAAACUGGUGAAAAACAAACCUUAAAUAGUGAUCACUUAGCAAAUGUGCCACAGAUGUUUUCUAAGCAGCAUAAUAAAGCACCCCAGUAUUCAUUGCCAUACUUCUUGGUAUCCCACUUGUUGGCAUCUGUCUCAAGAGGUCAAAUUAGCAACACCAAAGUAACCUCCCUGAGGCACAAGCCUGGGCAGUGUGUGUGGAGCUCCUGGGCUGCCCAGGGUACAAGACUGUCCCCCCAGACUCACUGCUGUGGUUCAAAGGAAAGCAGAGCAAUGCUUUUGGCACCAGAGUGGCUGCAGGAGUUGUCAGAAGGAGGGGUACAAGGCACCAUCCAGCCGUCUUAAGGACUAUACUCUGGAUAUGUGUAGGGUUUAUUCUUGAGCCAUUUCUUCUCCUGAAGUUAUCUCAUAAGGCAGUGGAGUUUUAAGACCAGAGUUUUCCUUCUAGAUGGGCUACCUUCCCAGGUUGAUGAGCUGCCUUCCAGGCUGUUGGAGUCACUAUUGGUCUCGUUUGCUUAAUCCACCAGAGCCUGUGUUUGCAUGCAGGGGGAAGUCGCUAACUUACCAAGGGUUUGAGACCCAUUGGUUAUCCUCACCUGAUUUAGCUGGCCAAUGGAAGCCAUUCCCGGGGUGUGGCUACUGUCACAUGCUGACAGCUUCUAGGAGCCACAGGUGAGAGCUGAGUGCAGGGUGGGGACUAAAGGUGGACAAACUACCCCAGGAGGGGUACAAUGUGUCCCCUACCAGAGUUACCAUCCCUCCCCUAACACCCCAUACCUUUUUAUUUAAAAUGCCUACCGCAUUCUUUAAAAGCACAAUCCUCUUGGGAGAAGAACUUUGUUAAUGUGGCUCUGGUUGCAUGAGGUUCAGUUCACACUGCUUUCAGGGCAUGAAAACCUCGCACUUCUGAUAGUUGUGUGCUUUAUUCGGAAGCAGGUGAUGGGAAAGUUAGCAGUUCUGUUUUAAGGGGCAGUACUGCAAGAGUAAACAGGGCAGGGUAUGUUGCACACAGUACUUGCAGGACUAAAUUAUCCCUGCAACCAUAAGAUUUGACACUUGCUUAACAUGGAGACAGUAUUUCCAUGUUAAAUACUACAGCUGCCGAAGACAAAUGGCUUGUGACUCUGUACUAAGAAACUUGAAACUUUUAACACUUAUUCAAAAACUGAAUGCCUUCUGAGAAGCGGGAGGUGCAGGGAAUAGUGUUGGUCCUUGUGGUGGUUGGGGGUAUAAAAAUGCUUCCUUUAAACAUGGCGGGGGGCCCUAAACCAUGGGCAGUAUUUGGCACCCCCAAAAGGUGGUUCUAUGUGCUCUCAAGAUGUGUUGCCCAUUCAAAAUUAUAUUGAAAUUUUAAAUUUUACUGAUUUUAAUGAUAAAUGGUUUGAAAUGAUACACAAUGGUGGAUGGGACCAUUGCAAGGGAGCUUUGAGAACUGCAGUUCGCACCACACGCAUACUAACACUUAAGCCGCACCCAUUUUGAUAUGUGGCCCCCGGAGGGUUGACAAUGGGUCAUUGUGGCCCUUUACCCAAAGAACCACAGGUCUGCAACAGACUCUUGAUUUGAAACAUUAUGUGCAACAGCUUUAUCUUCCCUAGCUUACAAGACACCUAAGGAUGCAUUUGCAGCCGUUGUAAGGCAACUGAUGAUGGUGGGAUUGGGAUCUUGUGGCCCUCCACUUGGUGGACCAACUCACAUCAGCUGCAACCAGGGAUGGUGGGAGAUGUAGUCAGCAGCAUAUGGAUAGCCACAUAUCCCCCCUCCCCCACGCCUUUUCUAGUAUGUUCUGUAUUUUCCUUGUAGUAUCAUACUCUGGCUCUUUCCUGGUGUCUGACAUGAUUAGUGUCCAGAAUGGUAGCUGUGUUAGUCGUCUUGUAGCAGGAACAUCAAAUUCAUGUGGCACUAUCAAGUCCAACACAGUUAUUAUGAUGCAAGCUUUCAUGGACUCUGACCACAUGAUUCUUCAUUGAAAAAAAUUAAAUGGUGGAGUUCUGCCUUCAAGGAAAUCUGCAAAUAUCAUUUCUGUUCACAACUCUGGUCAAGAACUUGCACUGCUCCUUCCUGCAACAUGUUUAUUCUCUGUAUUAGAGUUCAGAGAUCAUGUCCUCUUGCUAUGGUUUGGACCCACAGGCUUGAGUCUUAAGGUCAGGAGGAAUGACCUGUUUCAGACAUUACAAUUCAUGUCCUACCAUAAUGGGAACAAUUUGUAGUGAGACAUGUGUACAUAUGCUUCCAUUGUUUGAUGGGUUGCAACAUGCCAUUUCCUGCAAACUCAACAAGCUGUGUCUGAUGUUGCCUAAAAGACCUAUCUUAAGGUAAGCAUAUGAAGCCAAACUCUCUGCUACAACUAGAAAGCUAUUUGGCACCCUCUGUUUGCUUUGUCAUGGGGGUGAUCUGCUUCCAAGGAAUACAUCUUGCAGAUUUAGGCAUACGGGGCUGCUGCGACUUUCCUCAGAGCUAUUUCUGGCCCUAAACAUCAUUUAUGCUUUUAAUGGUCAUGUUUUAGACUCUUCUCUUGUCAGUUGUUGGUGGUUAACAUGCUGGUGAACAAUGUGCCUCUCCCAAGUGAAAGUGUGUGUGGAUGUGAGCAUAUGCACACCGCAUUGCAGCUUGGUAGCAGAACCUUUGCUGCUGCCCCUUUAAGGCAUAUAGUUAUCUUUGCUCAGUUCUAGUGGUUCUUUUUUUUUUAAGACUAUAAGCUAACAGUAUCAAAAAUAACAUGCUUCGGGUUUAUAAUAAUCUCAGUGGUCACAUUUGUCAUUUUAAAUUGCAGAUGUGUCACUAAGCUCUGCCCUCUGUUCCAGCGGAAGGCCCCCCAAAAAGAGAAGUUACCAAAUUAUGUACUACUAGCUGCUGUUAUCUGCAUGAUCUGCAUCAAACCUACAAAACUGGCUUACACUUUUUCAUGGAAAAAUAGCUGUGCUAUACCAGUGGAUUUCAGCCCUUAUAGGUUAGAGGAAACACACCUUUUUUUUUAGUACCAUGGCCCUUUCUCCCUGCCCCCGACAUCCACCUACAAAGUAAAAACAGGUAAUGCAUUGUAAAAUGUCGACAGACCGAAGCAUCCUGUGGAACCCUGGUUGGAACAGGUGCAGUCUAGAAGGCAGCAAGCACGUUAGGUGGGUGUCUGCCUAUAAGGCACACCGAUUUUCAAUGCCUGGAACCCAAUGUAAGGGGUCACCCAAGGUGAAGGGGUGCAUUUGGCUACAGAAGAAAUCUUGCCAUUUAAGUUAUAGCGGCUCGUACCCUUUGAGAUACUGUAAAUCCCUUAAAAGAAAUGUCAUGGCUGGGGAUACUGUAUAUUAGUUGUAUUGCCUUGUAGAAUAAUAGCAGUCGCUCUGAACUAUUACCUUAAGUUUUAAGUACAAAAUUCUGAAGGCUUGCCAAAAGAAGUAUAUUACUCUCCGGACUCUUAUAAAUGAUAUAUCUGUCUCCCUUCCCUAGGAGCCUUGGGUGUAAUCUCAAAUCAAGGCUAGGCCAGGAGAAGACAAUCUCAGUGACAUUAUUCUUACUGAAAACAUUGCAAAAAGUGGAUACCCUUUCAAGAAAUAGUGUGGCUAACAAAUACAAAUGAACUGGAGGGAAUAAAUUUGAAUUUGCACACCAUAACCGAGCUAAUGGCAAGUAUGAUGACCUACAGUGGAACAGAUAAGAGUGUGUGCUGCCCAGAGCCUGCUGGUAACCAUUUAAAAAAAUCCAACAUAAAAUCUUUUCUAGAAGUCUUACUUUUCUGCCCUCAACUUACUUUGCUCCCGGCAUUUGAAAGCAAGCCCAAAUAAAACCUAUUUUGGGAUUGGGUUAGGAAAAUCUAGGGGAAUGGGCUGCCAUUGCAAUGGAGCAGCCUUUUUCUCCAUGCUCUUGCUGUUCUAAACUAAGUGCACAGGUGGCACAGUCAAGAUGCCCGGUUGCAAAGUGGUGUCAAAGUUUGGAGUUUGUGCUGUUUGCUGAACUUCUUACUUCCGCAAUCCAAAUGGUUGCUAUGCCAGUGAAUAUGUUAAAAACUGGCCGCCUUUCAUUCUUGGCCAGUAGUACUACAUAGGAGCUUGUUCACCAUAGGUAUGUCCCAGUUUGGUCACUUCCAGAGUCAUAAUAUCAUAAAACUGUAGAGUUGGAAGGGACAAGGGUCAUCUAGUCCAACCCCCUGCAAUGCAGGAAUCUUUUCCCAAUGGUGGGGGGACGGGACUUGAACCCAUGAUCUUUGAGACAUAAGAGUCUCAUGCUCUACCGACUGAGCUAUCCUGUUUCAAGUGACAGUUAACCUGGUUUUCUCAAGCUGCCAAAUCUAGCUUAUAACAAUACUGUCCUUCCUUUGCCCAUGUUCUAAUCUCUUGCUUGUGCCAGUAAAAAGCAUAGUUCUUCUGUGUAUUCCAGUUACCAAGGAAACUGACCACAGUAGCUUAUCGUGUUUCCGCUAAUUGUCUUAAGAGCAAAUUCCUUGUAGUACUGCAGCAGGACAAAGUUUUAAAAAUUAACAAAUUCACUUGGCUCUUAUGCAACGAGGUUUUAGUUGGUGUUUCCCAGUCCAGGCACUCGUGAAUAAACUGAGCCGUAAACUUUGUUUUGAACGCUGGUCCUGCAGAAUAGUGGGUUGCUGGCAAAAUGAGAACUGUUUCUAAGCAAGGCAAAAGGUCCUAUUGGGUGUCCCUCUGGACUGUAUUGAAAAGAAUUCUUUGGAUUGCAGUGCAGAACUUAACCCAGCUAGUAAAUGCCAGUAAUAAACCUGAAUAACUAUUCUUCUUUUUAGUAAAUAUUUAACGCUGGUCUCCAGGAUCUGACUAAUUCCCAGGGCUGCAAGUACAUACUUGCGAGAUUGCUCAGUUUCAGUAUUGAUCAGUCAUGUGAGGUUCACAAUGGGCUGUAAGUAGGAGAAGGGGCAGAAUGUUACUACUGUUUUGAACGUGUCCCAGGUUUUAAAAUGCAUGGGUAACAACCAAAGAUGUAUUUGGAACAAAAUACAGCAAUUUCUGAAGAACUAGCAUCUGAAAGUGAGAAGGCCACCAGCUAAAUACUUAAACAAUUCACUGUUGGAAAAACAGAAAAGAAUCAGUGGUACCUCGGAUUACAGAUGCUUCAGGUUACAGACUGCUAACCCAGAAAUAGUACCUCAGGUUAAGAACUUUGCUUCAGGAUGAGAACAGAAAUCGUGCGGCAGUGGGAGAUCCCAUUAGCUAAAGUGGUACCUCAGGUUAAGAACAGUUUCAGGUUAAGAACGGACCUCCGGAACGAAUUAAGUUCUUAACCCGAGGUACCACUGUAUGCUAAAUUUGUCUUCUCUGGCAUAGACUGUUGGCUGAUCGGCAGAGAUGCCUUGUCGCUAUUUUACUUUGGAUUGUUUUAUUUGCUGUUUUAAUGUUCUGUAAGCGGCUGUUAUAAGAAUUUUAAGAUCUUAGAUAUAUAAUAAAUGUUCAUAAAUAUACCAAGCAAACACGUACAUAAAUAUAUAAACCACAUAUCUGAAGCAGCACAGGAGGGCAGUCCUGAAACCAUUUUAACUCCCAAACUGACCAAAUGUUUCUCUGCAAGGAGGGAGAAAAUGAAAAACAAAACAAAAAAACCUUCCCAUUGUCCCAGGAAUUAAGUAAUUACCAUCUCAAAAGGAAUGGCCAGACUACCAGAAAAGGCAAUCAGAUAAGGCAUUAUUAGAUAACCUGGCAGUCAGGAAAAACAACCAUCAAAUUUCUGUUGUAGACCGCCUUUUCUGUGAUGUAGGUAUUAUGUUUGUGGGGGGUGGUCUUGGGCUACACCCCUUCUGUGAUGUAUGUUUGGAGGGGUGGUCUGGAGCUCCAGGGCAGGAAAUUUCAAAAUGGAUAUAUAAGGCCUUGCUCGCCAUUGUUCGAGGUCCUCCUCCUCUCUCCUGCAUGUGGGGGAGCACCCUGUUGCAACAGUCAAUAAAGAUCAAGCUUACUAGCUGCUUUGCUUCUCAAUAUUUUCUGGUUGGUCUCUGUUAUUUUCUCCUACUGAUAGAGAACCUACAAAAGGACUCUAUAUGGGCUCUUGGGUACAUAAGGGAAAAGGAGGUUUUUUUAAACUUAUAUCACUGCAUAAAAUGAUAUAGAAAUGAAAUGAAUAAUAAUGAUUAAAUCCCCACUCCCAAAAGGCAACUAGACAGUCUUGUUGUUAUGACUGUAACCUAGGUUGAAGGUGCCAUUUGGCGAUGAGCUUAUAUAUGAGCUUCUAACAUCUCUGGAUGUUGUUGGACCAUAACUCCCAUCAUCUGUGACCAUUGGCUUUGCUCACUGGGGCUGAUGGUAGUUCAGUAACAUCUGCAGGGCCACAAGUUAUCUGCCCAUGCUCUAGUAGUCACCACACAAGAUCAUAUGAAGGCCUCCCCAUUGUGUUUCUAUAGACAAAGUUUCAGCCUUAAAUUUGGAGCACUUUUGACCUGCGGUGCCUGUAUCACUAUGGAAGCCUGCUUCUGCCUGAACCGUUUUUCUUCAGCGAUGCUUGUAAAUCUUUCCCUGUGGCUAAUGGCUCUAAGCAACUUAAUUCAUUACAUUAUAGCUCUAUCCCUCAGCAGCUAAUGUAGGGCCUGCCCUCAUAUGACUGCAUAUUAUCUAAAAUACAAUGAUUCAGUUAGGAAAUGCGCAGGUAAAAAUUUGGUGCCUGCUACCCAAACACAUUACUAGUUUUUGAGUAAUGUUUUCCACAUAAGGAGGAAAUGUCCAAUUGAUGCAAAAUGAGUUCCUACGCUUUGUGCAACUUUUGGUUCACUGGUGGAAUUACUUUAGGCUACUGUUUUCUUGCAAGCCCUUGCAGCUGUGAGAAGAGGCGAUUGCACACCCCUUUAAAUCUUGUGUGCAUAUUGUAGCUGUAUAGUGAAUUGAGCAAUGACCCUCUGGAAUCCGACAAAUCUCAGACUUCACAUGUUAAAAGACCAGUAUACAGCCACAAAGCUAACUUAUCUUCAGCAGUUGAUCUGCCCUGCAAACCUGGCUUGUGUGAGUCUACAGCUUAAAUGUUGCAAUUUAGCUAAACACUGUUCCUCAGGCCAUGUACCUUCAUAACCUCCAGACUGAAGCUGUAUUGCUUAAGCAGUUUUAAGAUGCAAUUAGCAAAUGACAGUGGCUAGAUAGAAAUUCCACUGUUAAUUGCUCAUGAAAUAUAUUUGUGCUUGGGGCCAGAAACAUUACAAUAGAGCUUUGCAAUGGAGAGAGUUGUGUAGGUGAGCAGUUCAUCAUGAAACAGUGCCUUGCCAUAGUGAGUCCUGGUCUAGUUCAAACAGACCUUUUAUGACUCCCACAACCUGGCAAACAGGGCUUGAUGUGAGACCUGAAAACAUUUGGAUAAGAGUUCCCAGGAAGGACUUGUUUUCAUAACUAUGAAUCUUUAAAUUUCCCUGGUUUUACUACUGGCCAGAGUGGUGGUACACUGCAAACCGCUUCAUAAGUUUUCUAGCCACAGUAUCACUUAUGCAAGGACUCAUUUUAAGUUUAUUUCUAGAUCUCUUUGGUACCCAGUCACAAAUAGCUGUUGUAAGAGUCAAUAUAGAAAUGAACUUCUGCUUAUUAUACAUCUGAGCUAGGUAGUAGGGGAGCUUGCUUUCCAAGUCCAGUUUGGUCGGCAUGAUGCCAUCUUAGAAGCACAUUCAUCUGUUUGGCUUUCUAGUUUCAUCAACAUACUGAUGUGUCCCGGGCAAAUGUUGACUAGGGUACUAAGGAAUUUCUAGCUUGGUAGAAAGUCUGCUACUAAUAGUUGAGUGAUAAGGAGGGGAAAUACUUGGACUAAAAAUAACAUUUUCAUAUUGAUGUGAAUAAGCUAUAGCCAAAUAUGCAACAGGAUGGAAAUCUAGCUGUGUAAAUGCUCCUUUUGUUCUCUAAAUUCUAAUUGACUGAUGCAGAUUGGUUCCAUCUUAUCUUUGUAUAUCUUAUUCACCAUGUAAUGUACCUUUCUACAAUAAAGGUUUGUGUUGUAGAAAUAGCUCAUGGUUUCCACCCCCAUUUUUAAACCCAAGGUCUGUUGCUGUCAAUCUGCUUAAUUUUGCAAUUAUGCAGAUUCUGUAAGAAGCCGAGUAAAACAUUAAUCUUAAAUCAUGGUUGAUUCAUUCUUGAAGAGAAACCAGAGCAAAGGAUUUCUACCCUUUUGGGAUAUCUACCAGUUAGUAUGAUUGGCUUACUGCCACUUACUAUGGAGGUACAUAAUGACAGUAUAUAAACUGUUUAAUGCUCUCCUGCAGGGCAAGGUCUUGGAUUGAGGACAAUAGGCUGGUUUUCCUAGUUCCUAAGUUCACAUUAUUAUGAUCUGUCUGUUGACAGUAGACAGCUGAACUGAUGGCUUGAGAAGAAACUUGGAGGAAGCUAUUCCAACCAUGAAUCAAGCAUAUAGUAAAAUAUGUGUAAAAAGAUCUCAAUAGAGACCUAGGUAGAUAGAAAGAACCAAUGUGUCUGCCAAUCAUACUAUCCACCUGACUCUUGCACAGUUAGAUUGGUGGCUCAAAGCAAAUGCCUUUAAGUGGAUUUGUUACCUUUCGGCUUGACUUGAUGCCUAAUGGUGGUUUUAGUAGUAAUUCUGUGUUUUUUAUUCUUUUCAGAUAGUAAAGCUAUUGUUGAUGGGAACUUGAAGCUAAUCCUAGGGUUAGUAUGGACCCUUAUCCUCCAUUACUCAAUCUCUAUGCCAGUGUGGGAAGAUGAAGGAGAUGACGAUGCCAAGAAACAGACUCCCAAACAGAGACUCUUGGGAUGGAUUCAGAACAAAAUCCCUUAUUUGCCAAUAACGAACUUCAACCAAAACUGGCAAGAUGGCAAAGCAUUAGGUGCCCUCGUUGAUAGCUGUGCUCCAGGUAAGCCUCCUGUGACCUUUCCAUUUUCUCGUCCUAUGUCAGUAGCAGUUGAUUUAUCUUUACCUUAAUGUAAAUAAGAUUCCCUUGCUUUGAGAAGUCCUGUACUUGACUAGAAGUCACACCUAUGAAAACAAGCUCUGAAUGUAUGUAUAAAGGUCAGGAACCCUUAAUGAAGGUUUCACAACUUUUAGGCAUUGCUUUAAGUUUGCAAUGCAUCUUAAAAAAAACGUGGUACAUAUUUUAUGGAUUCCAAAAUGUCCAAUCAUAGUUGUAGAGCAGCAUGUUUUUAGCUUCAUGAAGUAUUGCACGGAUUCUAAAAGCUUUUCUACAGUUGUUUUUUUAACAAAAUAUCCUGGAUGUAAAUGCAGCAGUAGAGCUGUUUUGUCAUGUUUAGGAGCUGUUACCUUUGCUGCACCCAACUCUCAAGUGAAUGAGAAGACUAUUGGCUAAGUUAACCUUCUUGUGGUCCAGGAGUAGCCAGUAGCCUUAUAGAUGUUGGCACCUGUUUCUGAGCUAAGAAAAGAAGGAUGUUGGUGGACUAAACCUGCUGUCACACCUGGCCCCUGGCAUGGGCUGGUGAGAGUGUGGCAGAAGACCAUUUUGGCUACUCCUGCUGUUGUCAAUAGGAUUCUUUAGCAUCUUAAUUAUUCCUACAUCUGGCGAAACAAUUUUCUGAAAAUUCAGCACUGCAGAACAACUUGAUAUGUUGCAUCCAGAAUUUUAGGGUAAUCUUUAGUUAUUGCAUAUUGUAAAUUAGAGAGCAGUUUGUCAGAAUCAUAGAAUUUGACAAGACUGGCAGCAUGGAGUACUGGAAAAGCCAAUCAGUGGUUCAGCAGUCAGUGUAGCUCAGUGGAUAGUAGGCAGUUCCAAUCUGUUAGAUCUCAAGUUGGCAUUGAAUCUCUUUCCUCACAAAUGGGAGUGGAGGCCAAACAAUACGAACAGGAUUUAUCUCACAUAUCCCGACUUUGCAGUCUGAAAACCUUGGCUACCAGGCUAUAAUCUCCACUUCCUACUCUGUGCAAUGCAAGUUCACUUCUGUGGGUAGACCUUGACAGUUACUAGCUAAAAUUAAAAUGGAUUUAUGCUAAGUGUAAAUGCUUCUGGAUGUUCAUAGUAUUUUAAACUUUAUAAUUCUUGCUUCGCUAGGUCUCUGCCCAGACUGGGAAACCUGGGACCCUAAGAAGCCUGUUGAUAAUGCCCGUGAAGCCAUGCAGCAAGCAGAUGACUGGUUGGGUGUCCCUCAGGUAUGGAGAAAUGACAUUUGAGCUUCAGCAUAUCCAGGUGGCAGGAUAUGAACAGAAAUAAUUUUAUUUGUAGCAUCUAAUGGUCCCUGUCCCACAAAUUCAGCUGUGCUUAAAAAUACCUGCUGUGGUAUGAAAUGUCACCGUCUCAAAUGAUUAAAAACAGUGGGUCCUCCACACAGAAUGCAUUUGAUGAGACUGCUUCCUUGAAAGCUGCCUCUUUAGUGUACAGUAAGCCCGUAACUUAUGCAUGGAUUACAUUCUGGGAAUCGUGCCUAAAUCCAAAGUUCUGUAUAGUCAGUAGAUAUUGGGUUCAAUAGUAGGUGGAAUUGUCAGUUGCUACCUGGAUCCCCACGCACCCCUUUUAUUUUUAUUUGCCAAGCCUAUAAAGCUGAAUGCACACAAAUUAAAUGUGCGUAAAUCGCAAACUUAACAAUAUUGAAAAACUCGAGUUUCCCCUCUCAUUUUUACAAGGAUAGAAGCCCCCCUUCCUUUGAAGGUUGGGCUGGAUCCUAUCCCUGCUACAAACACUUCUAUAGUUUCCUCUGCCUUUAUUGAAAUAACUCAUAUUAUGCCCAUUAUUUGCUCCAGUAAAAGAAAGCACUUACGACUUACUGUGCCAGUGCCAGUUCAAUAAAUCUGCCUAGCUGCCCUCAGUGUUUCUCUAUGAUUAAGACCCUUGACUGCUGUUAUGUACUUUUGAAUUGGUGCUACUGAAGUAUUUAUUUGACAGGUCUAAAAAAGUUUGUACAUAGAACCUAGGCAGUGUUUAGGAGGACCAGUCAAACACUCAGUGCAACUUCAAGCGAUUGGCUGUUGGGAGGAAGGUGGCAUCAUAACUUUUUGACUGGCAGUAGUAACUCAACUGCAAAUGACCCAGCUACAAAGCUAUGUGUGCAAAUAAAGUGCACUUAUUCUAUGUGUUGCAAUUACAUGGUGUAAUCUUUCAAAAGGCUUCUUGCUCUUAGGAAUGCUACUGGUUAACUAUAUUUCCAAACUUAGGGAAUUAUUGGACGGGCAGUGAUUUGGAUGUGUAGGAAUGUAUGAGGGGAACUCUGAUUCACAUGUUGUAAUCCUAAUGAAAAUAUGUCCUUAUUUACCAGGUCAUCGCUCCUGAAGAAAUUAUACACCCUGAUGUGGAUGAACACUCUGUAAUGACCUACUUGUCACAGUUUCCCAAAGCAAAGCUGAAACCUGGUGCUCCUUUGAAGCCUAAACUUAAUCCAAAGAAGGCAAGGGCGUAUGGCAGAGGUGAGGUCUAAAAUGCUUUUCUUAUAACUUGAGUGUAUUGUUCUUAUAUCUUGUUACAUACAUUCAAAACUAUUGUGCUUUAAAAGACCAGUUGGUUCUUGCUCUAUUUAAAUCAUGUUUGUAGACAAACUUCCAAGUUGCAUUGUAUUCGUUUAAGUGCAGUGCUGAGAUUCAGAAAAAUGUGGAAAUAGUCCAAAAGCCACUCCUACUUUCACAUGAAAAUUUCCACUUUGAGAACCAGUUUAGCAAGGCUAUUGUCUUGUUCCAAGAUGUAAACCUAAACUUCAUCAUUGUCAGUGGGAGGGGACCAGUUGCUUCGUGUAAGGCGGUGGUUCCCAAACAUUUUUCCAUCAUGGACCACCUGGAAAGUUGCAGAGGGUCCAGUCCACUUAAUAGUAUUUCUGCCUGUUGUUGCAAUUGUAAUGCACUAUGUUGUAUGGUUUUUAAUUGUAUUUUGAUUGCUGCUUUUAUUUUGCACAAAUUGCAUUAGUUUGUAUUCAAAUAAUACAGCAAAAUACAAUAUAUCUUAGUGUAUAAUAAGAUGGUAAGAAUGUUGUUACACUGAAGUUUGCAUGACUGCCCAGGCAGAGGGUUAGCAGGAAGGCAUCCUAGGCAGGUGGGUGGAUGGUUGGCCCAGGUGAGUGUUGUCAGUGGUGGCUGGUCUGGGCAAGUUAUAGAGGAACAUGCAGGGUUCCCCAGCAAGCAUCCUGCUGUUCUCUCUGUGAACCUCAUCAGCUUAGAUGACCUCAGUAUGAGGCGUGUCUGUUGAGGAUCUUCCCUAACCUAUUCCCCCAUAGCUGACUUGGGCUGCCAUUUGGCCAAAUUGUAAGAGGGGCAUGGCUUUGGGUGGGUGAGUGACAAGGGAACUGGAGGUGGAUGGAGGCAGGCUGGUGAGUGGGGUUGGAAUGAGAGGGGAUGGGAUGAGAACCUGGAGAGGAACAGAAGUUCUACCGAAGGAAAACAAGCAGGGAUCCUGUGAAGACCGUGAAAAACUAAUGCACGUGUAUAUUCAGAAAGCUACCAAAAUCUAGGGUAUCAAUGUUGUCAACGUUAGAUUUUUUUCUUUCAGCAACACUAAGAAUUUUAAAGCAAACUCCUAAUUCAUACAUCACAGAUGAAUACACAGUUCAGAAAGUAAUUAUCUUUCGAAUUCUGCACACCUCCAAAUUUUGAAAUACAAUUCGCUACUCAAAACCUGUGCGUUAGGAUAAAAUUCAUUUGGAAAUAUGUACAUUGAGAAGUAUGUAUUUACAUUUAUUUUAAAAUUGCAGUUUAAUGUGACGGUAGCUAAGACCAGCCCCAUCACCGUGGAUUUGUCUGUCAGUAGCAGUUAACCACAUUAGCCACAAAUUGAACCUCCCAUAUUUUAUGGCAGUGCUUCUUUCUUCACCAUUUUGUCCCGAUGCUACAUUAAGAGCAAGGAUAGCUACAAAUUGGUGCUGAUAAUUCUAGGAAAUAAUGUACUUGCAUCACAGUUUAGCAAGUAAAAGCUUUCUGCAUGUCGUCUUUACAGCCAGCUAAGCACAGCCUUUUAUUCCUGCAGGAAUUGAACCACAUGGAAAUAUGGUGAAACAGCCUGCCAAAUUCAGUGUUGACACCAUCAGUGCUGGCCAAGGCGAGGUAUUGGUUUUUGUAGAAGAUCCAGAAGGAAACAGAGAAGAGGUAUGCAUAUUGAGAGGUCUUGGGCCAGGGAAGGUAAAUGGGUUGACCACUUACUACUAUUGUGCACUACGGUAAAGGAAUCCUUUUCAAGUGUGUUGGCAUUUGAGAGAGUUUCAUGAAUCAUGAGGAUGGACCAUAGUUAAAGGGGUACAGGAGAUAUAGAAGGUCCUAAUUUUAGUUCCUGGCAUUUUAUUUAUUUAUUUGUACUCUUAGCCCACCUUUUACAAAAAGCUCUCCAGCGCAGGCUACAAUAAUGUCACUAUAAAAAUAAGCACAAUGUGUAGAAUUAAAAUCAUAAAAGGACCACAGCAGCCAAUACAAUACCCAGUGAAAAAGAUCAAGAGACUUAAGCAUGACUGAGUUGCCUAAUGCCUUCCUCUUUCUUAGGCCAUGGUGACUCCUGACAACGAUAAGAACAAGACUUACGCUGUUCAGUACCUCCCAAAGGUUACAGGACCUCACAAGGUAAGAAUAUCUGAAGAUUCUGGAGGGAGACGUGAGUUUUAGCUGCCAAGUACAUUUUGCUCAGGACAAUGUUGUUGUAAUACUAUCUCAAAACAAGUUGGUCUAGUUUUGUAGCUGUAGUUGAGAGCGACAACACUCCCCCCCACCCCCCCGCCUUAAAGUACUGAUUAGCUUUGUUCAGGUAAAAGAGAAGGUGGAGGCAACACUGGUACUCAGUUUUGUUUUAGAGUAGCUAAGCUUCCUUUUUUAUCCUGCCUUCUCUUUUGGUGAGAAAGUGAACUAUAUGAUUGAUAGACAUUCAAUGCCCUAUUAAAAUGUGUUUUUUCCUGUAAAAAUAUGCAUAAUUCAUCUGGAUAUGGUAGCUGGCAUACCACAUUCAAUGUUGGGCCUGCAGACACUUCUCCAGAAGCUUUGUUUUUUUUAAAAUUGGAUUUUAAAUGUCAGCUUGUGAAUUCAGAACUCCUCUGGAUCUUCUAUUGAGUGAAUGCAUACUGCUUGCAGUGGUGCAUAUCUAACUUGAAUACUGUUACUACACUUCUAGGUUACAGUUCUGUUUGCUGGCCAGCACAUUGCAAAGAGCCCAUUUGAAGUAAAUGUUGAUAAAGCCCAGGGAGAUGCCAGCAAAGUGACUGCAAAAGGGCCAGGCUUGGAAGUAACAGGAAAUAUAGCCAAUAAACCUACUUACUUUGAAAUUUACACAGCAGGUAAGGUGGGCUGAAUAGAUUCCUUCCUUUGUGACAUUGGAGCUGUGAGAAGGCUAGCCUUCUCUUUGUAUGGGCCAUGAUGUUGCUUCUCCCUAUAGUGUCCACACAGGAUAGGGAACCUGGGGCUCUGCAGAUGUUUUUGAGCACUGAAUCUCACCUUUCCAGACGUCAGGAGUGAUGGGAAUUGGAUGCAUAGCCAGAGACUCCUCCCCUGACACAGAGCAUAUGUGAGGGUGGAAGGAAUGCACAGUGCUCCAUGGGUUUUAUUAAAAUUUUACUUUUAUUAAAAUUUUAUUAUUUGUGGUGUUUUUGAAGGGUUUUAUUUAUUUCUGUUUUUAAUUAAUAUCAUGCCACUUUAUAUAAACACUGACAUAUUUUUUAUGAAGUGCUAUAUGAAUCUUGCUAGAUAGAAUAAAUGCAAAUAAAUGGGUUAAGGAUGCUCAAGAUGCAUUUGAAGCUUCAGGGUUCAAUUUGCAAUUCUUGGCCACAGUACUUAAUAACAACACCUAGUUUGGACAUGAAGGGGUGUAUAUCUGCUUUACAUCUCUUUGGUGUCCAGUAGAGAAGCCUGCCUCAUACCAAUACUUACUAGUCUUCCAACAGGUGUUUGUUUUUUUAGUAGGCAUUGAUAUGAAUUCACAUCAUUUUUUCUGAUUUACCAAUCGGAUGGCAACGGCCUUGGGUUUCUUUGGCAAGAAAGGUUACCAAUGUGUCUGUAUUCAGGGAUUGCAGAGUAUAAGCUUUUUGUGCAAGGUGCAUGAUGUUCAUGCAUUUGAACUAAGCAUUCUUCAUUGUUCUUGGGAAUGCAUCUCAUGUCUGUGGCAUAGUGUUCUGUGUAGGUCAGUUCUCAAGCUGGUCCUUGGCUUUGACUGCAGCUACAGCUUUCAACAGGUAUGGUGGCCCUUUAAUGGUUCCCAUUAUUGUAGAGCCUUCCUACCAUUCUAUACAAGUCAGAGUAAACAGUGCUGCAUGACAGCGAUCACUUCCAGUUGGGUGAAACUUGGUUGGGUGUUUGUGUGCAAUAUGCUUUAGGCAGCUGUAUGCACACUUGCAUACAUCCACGUGCACACUUUCUUUCCCUUUUUGGUAUAGGUCUUUGGCUCCAACAAGGCAGUGGGAAAGACUGUAUUUACUAUGCACAAUAACUUAAUUUUGAAACUUGCUUUCCCACUUGACAUAACCGUAGCUAUGCCAUUUGCAUCUGGCCAUGUAGCUUCACUAUUGUUUCUUCAGAAGUCACUUAAGACGAACUUACUGAGUACUAGACUUAGGAGUUUUUAGCGCUUGAAUUUUGCAGUAGUACUUUAAACAAAAAGGUGACUGCGAAUUGAGUAUAACGAGGAUUUUCCCAACUGGGGGUGCGAGUCUUGUUGGGCUAUAUUGCAAAACUACAGGUGCUUUUAAAUCCUUCCAAAUAGGAAAACUGGUAGACAUAAGUCUAAACAAAUCUAGCAGUGUUUCUUCAAAACAAGCAGGACCUUGGUAUAAAGAUAAGGAGAGUUCUGGCUGCAAAUGUUAAGGAUGUAUUAUCAGGCAUUUCGCAACUCAUUUCCUCAGGCUGCAAACCUUGAGGUCCUCCUGCCUUUUGUUAUGGAUCAUUAUCAUACUCAAUAGCUUUUGGGUUCUUUUUGGAAAAGCUAAACUGGAAAUUCGUGACAAAACAAUGUGUUCUUGAGGGGAGAUGGUCUCCGUGUCCCAUUUCCCAACACCCCAAUUUGGCUAUAUAGAGUGUACAUUUCCUUGGCCCUCUUUCCACUGGGAUGGCUACUGGCCAAUAUAAGAAACUGGGAGACUUCCCUAACUAUGGAAAUAAUUUUUGAGCUCCUAUUUUGUAUCUUGUAGGGGCUGGUGUUGGUGAUAUAGGUGUAGAAGUUGAAGAUCCUCAAGGGAAGAACCCCGUGGAAGUUGCAAUAGAAGACAAAGGGAAUCAAGUCUAUCGUUGCGUGUACAAACCUCUUCAAGCUGGUCCCCAUACCAUUAAAGUGGCGUUUGCUGGAGAGCAAAUUCCCAAAAGCCCUUGGGGUAUUCAUGUUGGUGAAGGUAUGUGUUUAGGGCAAACAUAUAACUAUUUAACCAUAUUACUGGAUACAUGUGCACAUUAAGUGCAGUAUCUAUGAGACUCUCUAAAUGUGGGAAUUUAGUCUUUUGGCUUGGAUAAAGCAGUUCAAUUCUUGCAUGAAAGUCAUUUCCCCAAAAAAGGACUUGUAAGUGUUAGUAUCUUAUCACAUUUAACUAACUGGGUUUUAUCAGUCUUGUCACCCUAAAUGACCGCAUUGCUCCUUCUUACACUUUUAGAAUUGAGCUUUCUUGCUGUGUCUCUUUAAAACCAACUAUAUUCACUUUAUUUUGUAUCACAACUCUCUUCCUUUCUUGAACUGACACUUGGCUUUCUAUUCCAUCCUUGCCUGCUCCUUUGCUUUCAGACCUCUGCUCACCUCUCCUGAGCUACUUUCAAUUUGUGAGAUGUUGGACUUCACUGCUAUUGGCUUCAUAGUUGGGCAAGCUCUGUCGGUAAGAGGGUGUGCAGGGUGACCUUGUGUUGCUGCAUUUUUUCUGAACACCUAGUCAGCAGGUUUGCAGCCCUAAGCAGAAGUGGCUGGGUUGUAUGAAAAUGUUGCAAGCAGCAGGUCAGGCUUCAGGCAGUCUCGCAAGAAGUCAAACGGCUUAACCACAAACUGCCAAACUUUGUUGCAAGGAGCUUGAAACUGAACUUCGGCUUGCUGCUACAUCCCCGGUUUGUUGCAUCUACAGAUGGAUGUAGAAGUAGUCAAUGCAGAUUGGCUGGGGAUGAGAAUUCCCUGCAUGCUUGCAGCAGGACAGCUUUUCGUGGGAUGAAUUAGUUUUCCCUCCAAGGAAAUGGUUGCCAACUCCAGAAGGAAAUGCAUGGAGUUGAGCUGUUGGGAGCCCAGGCCAGCAUGCCUCACAGUCCAAUUUCACGGCUAGGCCAAAUACUGACAACUGUGAGCCUUCUUACCUCCCAUAAAUCAUCAUUCUGUAUGUGGUCUUUUUCACACUGUAUCCAGUGGUUUCUGCAUACAGACCUGCUUUCCCUAACGGUGACGGUGUUCAGGAAAGCAUGUUUAAACUCUUGCGUGUGAAUUAUAUUUCCCCACCUCCAUGGUAUUGUUCAUUUCAGGCACAUCUGCAUGGGGCUUCCUCUGGGGAUUAAAUUUGCUAAUUUAGGGGCAAUAGCAGGAUCAGCAUAGCAACACUGUCUCAACCAUGCAAGGUGCAACAUCUCUAUGAGAUGCUCCCUGUCUCAUGCUAUGUUUCACUUCUUGCCCUCUUCUUCACCCCUCACCCCUUGGAACCUGAGACUUCACUGGGGGAAAAAAAGUCUGAUUCAAACUGGAAGGUUUCAUCUGCAUGCAUGCCCUAAGGCAAUAUGCCCUCCUAAGUGUGAAAUUUUGAAAAUGAGGAUACUUUGCUGCUUUUACUAUUGUAAGGCCAAAAACACUUUCCUUUUUUUAAAAAAACACAAAAAGUUUCUCCAGUUUCCCUGGUCUCUCAUGCUGAUGUAAAUUUCUUAGUUUAGUUCAUUUAAACGAGACUUGUGUUUGUACAUGGUGAAGCAAAAAACAUGCAACCCCCAGUUUUAUGUUAAUAUAAUGUGCAUUGACAGCCUCGGUCUUGCCUCCUUAAGACUGCAAAAUGGUGUUCAGGUUUUACAUUUCAUAAACUUAAAAUCUCAUCCAUCUUAAAGCAAGCCGAGAGAAACCAUUCCAGACUAGCUUGGCUAAGUUAAAUAUCUCUAGGAAUCAAAGGCUGUAUUGAUGUCUGUCUGUAAUUCGCUUGCAGCGUGCAAUCCAAAUGCCUGCCGUGCCAGUGGUAGAGGCCUCCAACCUAAAGGAGUUCGGAUCAGAGAAACCGCAGACUUCAAGGUUGAUACUAAAGCCGCAGGGAGUGGAGAUAUCCAUGUGGCAAUAAAAGGACCAAGUAAGUGCUCGGCUUCUUAGCAUUGCUGGAGCUUUGGGGUGGGGCCAGGGAAGUUUGCAAAGGGCUUAAAAGUGUAAUCCAUCGGCUUGUGAUUCUGGUAUCUGUAUGUUGACUUUAUCCCCUGGGGAAACUCCAGAAGUGAAAUGGAGCCGCUCUUUUCUCUCUCUCAUAUCUAAUUGCACAAGAGGAGACUAGGUAAACAUGGCUGGAAAUUUGAAAUGACUGGUUCUUUGGGUGUGAUAACCGCCUUGUUUACCUGUUUAUACAGAAGUAAUCUGAGCUGUGCAACUGCUUUAGUGGGUUUGGAAAGGCUUGAACUUCUACUUCAGUAUCUAUGGUGCAAAGCUCUUGGACAAAAGGGUGUGUGUGUGUGUGUGUGUGUGUGUAGCAAAAAACGUUCAGUAAUAAUGUUUCAUGACAACAUUGCUCAAGAAAUGUGAAGCAAACAUGCAAAAGGGGAAGAAAGGUUAGGCCAAACUAGACAGGAUGGUAUCAGGUGCCUGCAUUUCUUUGCUUAUCAGCCUGAAUGGAAUAUAAAUAAGAGGCUGUGUGUGUCAAACUGAUAACCAAAUGAGAUGUGUGGCUGAGGAGUUCCCGUUUCAGAAGUGGUUUACCUGGGGAAGUGUAAAUACUGGAAACUAAUGGAACUUGUAUUAAUUGUUUGAAAUACUCCUCAGCUGCUUGAGGUAACUUGGACAUGAUUUGUCAAUUUUUAUGCAUCUUAACUUGACUGUUUCAGGAUUUCAGACCAUCAUUCUUUUCCUUUUCUCAGACUUGGUAAAAAAAAAGUGAAACUUAGCAGUUCAGGAGACUACAUUUUACACAUUUUGGGGGGUUCUGACCUUAAAGAUGGGUACUCAAAACUGAACCCCAGGAUCAUUUCCCCUCUGCUUCGCUUUAGCAAGUUAAUGCUCCAUUCAAGAGUCAUAAUGGACAGAAAGUCCCCCGCUGGCUUGCUGGUCAUAUGGCAGACACCUUUUUCUACUCUUGGAUCACAGUACGGCUUGAAAUAGAUGCAGGGCUUUGUUACCUUCUGGCCCCAGAUCAAAAUGAAUGGCAAUCCUUUUCAGCCUUGUACAAAUUGGGGAUUCUGGUGGGCCUCUUGCGAGCUGUAAUGUGCUUAAAGCGUUGGGUACGGCAGGGUUGCCAACUGUGCACUGUUAAAGACAAUAGUCUUGUAUCAACAAACUUCGGCAUAUUUAGACUGUUGCAGGAAAAUUAAAUCAAGUAGGCAUUCCCCAAAUACUUGUGGUCAUGAGGUCUGAUGAAGCUUAAGCUUCCCUUGUUUUAACAUGACACGCAUAAUUCUUUAGACUAAGGAAUAACAUAAGGGAAUGAGUUAAGCGAGGUAAUGUAACACUUUCACUCAUCGAUCUCUUCUGGAAAUAUUUAUGCCAUCUUUCUUGCAUGACAACUUAGAGGCCAUUUCUCCUCCUUGCAAACUAUUUCUGGUUGGGGGGGGAAUGACUUCAUUCUUAGCAAUUUUUCUUAAACUACUGGAAAGGGGCAAAAUUGCCUGUAACCAGAGGAUUGAGGCUGUAACUAUGGAAGGCUAAUGCUAGAUUGAUGAUAUUUCUGCAGAAGGUCUGGAGGAACUUGUGAAACAAAAGGAGUAUGUGGAUGGUGUGUAUGCCUUUGAAUACUAUCCAGUAACUCCAGGAAAAUACAUUGUGACAAUCUCAUGGGGAGGCCACAACAUCCCUAAAAGGUGAGUUAGAACAUCCAUUUCAGGUUUGUUUGUUUUUAGCAAUGGAUGUGUAUUCCCUACCAAACACGUUGGAACUGCUUAAGUUUCCACAGCUGCCAAGAGCAAAUUAACGGAUGGUAGUACCGUUGUUCAGUCCCAGCUCCUGCCUGCCCACCUAGCAGUACCUAUUUAUCUACUUGCACGUCAAGUGCAAGUAGAUAAAUAGGUACCGCUUCUGGUUUGCCAGAAGCAGCUUAGUCAUGCUGGCAACAUGACCCAGAAGCUGUCUGCGGACAAGCGCCGGCUCCCUUGGCCUAUAGAGCGAGGUGAGCACGCAACCUCAGAGUUGUCUGUGACUGGACUUAAUGGUUAGGGGUACCUUUACCUUUUAGUGUCUAGUACAAGGGUACUACCCUGUUUGGACAAAUUGUAUAUUUCAAUUUCUGAAGAGGGAGACUCAUGUCAGCUGCAUUAAAAAGAAACCAAAUCCUGUGGCACCUUAAAGGCCAACAAACUAUUGUGGCACAAGCUUUCAUCUGUAUUUCUAGGUAUCAGAUUACUAUUUGGUAGCACCAAGAUUAUUCAGAGUGGAAUUUUAAUGUAGGCAACCUUUGGAAUAUCUGCCAUAUUUUAACUUUCAUUGGUCCCUGUCUGUUUUCCAAGUGAUGCACCACAUAGAGGUUAGGCUCCCGCUUCAUCUAUCUGUAGCUCCCAGCUCCCGGUCUUUUAGCUGGACAGAGGUGAUUGCACAGUAAGCUCUGCUUUGUUCUGGAGUCAGGCUGUAACCGGAAUCGUUGACAGUGUAGGGAAGGAUAGUGGUGACCAUUGCUGCUUUCAGUCCCAAGCUUUUCCUAGAGUCCCAGGUGCAUCAUAUCCUUCCUCUCCCUACCCAAUCUAUCUGAUCUGAUUCCAGUGGCAGAAAUGGAAAAGAAAGGAAGAGGUUUUUUGAAGUCUGGAUCCAAUCCAGGAGGCGCUUACAAAAAUGCAUGAGGACAAUGUUUCUAGUUAGCUAUAUCUCUGUAGCUGUACUUGAGCCCCUCUUUAGUAUCUGAUAUUAAUUGCUCCUAAUCCUGUUUUCUGGUGUUUCUGUCAUAGCCCAUUUGAAGUUCAAGUAGGCCCUGAACCUGGUCCUCAGAAAGUAAGAGCCUGGGGGCCAGGCCUUCAUGAAGGCGUUGUUGGUAAAUCUGCCGACUUUGUGGUAGAAUCCAUUGGCCCAGAAGUUGGAUCCUUAGGUGAGAACUUGCCUGGCUUGCCCUGCUUUGCUAAAUGGUUACUGCAUUUACGUGAUGCCUAGCUAACUUCACAUGGAGAAAGUCUCUCAACAUCACAUUGCAGUGGGUGUGGAACCACAUCCAAUUGGAUUUAAAAGAAAUUGGUUUGUAUAGCACUUCUGACAAGAACAAUGAUGGCACUGUCCUCCACCCAGUUUUAGCAUGACAGGCAGUAAAUGUUGGCUGAUGCCUUUGCUUCUCAUGGUUUUGUGAAGGUUACGAUGUCUCUGGUAACUUCAUUAUUGAUCCUGCCUUUCACCAGGCCCCAGUGCUAUAACACCCAAGGGGAUGGACUUUUAAAAUUAAUUAGUAUAAGCCAUUUUUUCCUCCUAGAAGCUCAAGUUGGCACACAUUAUUCUUUGUCCCAUUUUCACCCCACUCUAACUUCACAACAACCCUGUGAGGCUGAGAGACUGUGACUAGCCCCAAGGCCACCCAGUCCAGCACUCUAACCGCAACACUAAACUGGCUUCUGACAAAAGUGAUUAGAAAUUCAGCACACGGCCCCUGAAGCACAGUAACUGCAGUGAGUUUUCUGGUUUGCUUUGCAAUAGAUGGUUUCAGUUCACGUAAGGGUUACCUCAAACAAAACCUGCUUAACAGGCUUUAAUGCUGUGGAUUUAAAAAAUGGUUUUGAACAGGCAACCCAAGGUCUUUGAGUCCUACUAGCUAAAGCAUGGCACCUCUUAACAGCACUGCUGACAUGUUUCCUUUUUUUAGGCUUUGCCAUUGAAGGCCCAUCUCAAGCCAAAAUUGAAUGUGAUGAUCAGAACGAUGGCUCGUGCGAUGUGAAAUACUGGCCCAAAGAGCCUGGUGAAUAUGCCGUUCACAUCAUGUGUGAUGACGAAGAUAUCAAAGACAGCCCCUACAUGGCGUUCAUCCAGCCUGCUUCUCCAGGCUUCAACUCUGACAAGGCAAGUAUCUGAGGAGCUGCCUCUUAAAAAAAAAGAAAAAAAGCUGUUAAUCUGUCAGCCUUCUGUAUAAGCUGUGCUAGAUGGUAUUCAGGGUCAGGAUUUAGCCCCAAUUUAAAGGAAACCCACGGCAACACCAGAUAUGAGUCUGUCCCAGGUUAGAAGUUAAUUACAGGAGAAACUUUCCAUUGAGGACCGUUGCAAAUUUAGGCACUAGUGCAUGUAUUCUUUGCAUUGUGAGAUGUUCCCAAGAACAUCAAGUGGAAAACUGCUUAUUUUAACAGUCCCAUGCAAGGUAUAUCCAGGUAUCUCACUCGAACAAACUUUGGGCAUUGUAGUCUGAGGUAUUAACAACCUGUAAAGGUAUGUUGACAUAUUCUCUUAUGUUUCUGCUGAUCUUUCUUAGGUAAAAGCUUACGGUCCAGGGCUGGAGCGGACUGGCUGCAUUGUGAACAACCCUGCAGAGUUUACAGUUGACACAAAGGAAGCUGGGAGUGCCCCUCUGAGGAUCUAUGCGCAGGUAAGGUCCAGAGUUCCAGGCUGCAUUUGCUUCUCACUAAGUCAUCUGGAACUGUAGCCUUGGAAUUGUGUUCAGAAGUUGGGAGUUUUCUUCUUAAGGGUAUUAGUCUGACGGGUAGAAAUACUUAAGAUGCCAUAUGGCCACAGGCAUCACAGGAUGCUGGACUUGAUGGGCCAUUAGCCUAGUCCUGGCACUUGCCAUAUUGGCGAGUGUGAAUAUGCCCUGAGCCCAAGUCCUUAUAAGAUACAGGAUCAGGUUAAUUCCUUGAUAGGAAAGAAUUGCACUAUUGGUCUUGUCAGCUUGUCCAUGUUACCCAGGUGGUUGCUGGUAUGUGGUUCUAGCAACACUUGUUAGUGUGAAUUUGGUCCUAUGUGGGAGUGGCUGAUAUUACAAUCUGCCUGCUCUGUGAAAUCUAGCUAUAGCCUAUAGGAUUAAAGUAGAGCAAGUUUUAUGGCUCUUUACAUGGUGGCAGUGAAGAGAAAGCAGGAAGGGCUUCCAUCACUUACCAAUAGUGUAGAUGAGAAGGUAAACAAAACACUUCUUCGUCCUCUAUACCUGUGUUGUGUUCUUGCCUACAAAAGUUUUAUACAUUCUAUGUACCGUUAGAACAUACGGUGCCACAAGGUAUUGGAAGAUGUUCUGCAUGGAAGUCUUAAAUGCUGACCAGUAAGCUUGCACUAAAGACUCUUGACUCGCCAUCAUUUGUGGUAAACCAGCAGUGAUAGGUUUCCAAAACCAUGUCGGUCUGUAAGUCGCCCCUCUUAAGAGGAUCUACAUUCUUCCUUUUUUUUUUAACAGGAUGCAGAAGGGAAUCCUAUUGACAUCCAAAUGAAAAGCAAGCCGGAUGGUAUCUAUGCCUGCUCUUACAAUCCAACAAAACCAAUCAAGCACACACUUGCUCUUACUUGGGGAGGAGCCAAUGUGCCCAAUAGUCCUUACAGGGUAAGUUUUAAAAGCAGCUCAAUAGCUGCAGCUCUUUAUCCUCCAGUUGUAGCAUGUCUUACCCUGUCUUAUGCACAAACCCUUGCUUAUGUUAACUGGCAUUUAGUUGGGAGUAUUACACUAAGCCCAGAGGUGGAAAACUGGAUCCAUCUGGCAGGCUGGAUCUUUAUCUCCCUUACCUGCUUGCAGGCCAAGUUUGACAAGUGGGUGGUGCCACCCGCCUGUCAGUCACCUGAUACCAGGUGACCAGUUUCUUUAAAAGAAAAAUGUGCUUGCAAGACGCAACAGAGUUUUGCUGCUGCUGCUGAGCAGUGCCUGAAAAUUCUGUUUCAGCCCUAUUCCCCGAGCACCCUCGACAUCAUACGAGGCUGUAGGGCAGGUCUGUUUUGUUUAGGCCAAAAUGGUCUUGUAGGCCAAAUGGAAAAGCCUGGUGGGUCUGAUUUGGAUGUUCUCCACCGCUGUUGUAACCAAAAGUUCAGUCGCUUUGUGCCAUCGUUGCACAUAGUUUAUGUGCCAGGCAAAAAUAUUCCUCUUUACUGAGGCCUUUGGCCAUUAAACAAUCUAUGGUCUGUUAAAGUUUGGGUGGGGAAAACUGUUGUUAUGACUAUUUUAUUAUUAUGCUGUUUGUCAUUAUGCUUUUUAUUAAGUUUUUAUAAUUAUGCUCUGUAAAAUGUGUUCUUAACGUUGUGCACUGUCCUAGGAUCUUUUGAUAAAGUGUGGUAUAUAAAUUGAAAUAAUAACAAUAACAAUAAUAAUAAUAAUGACAAUAAUAAUAAAAUUAAUAAUGCACCAUUAAAGAUAUAAAUGAGAUUAGGAAAAGUUAUGGCCAUAAAAUAAAGCAGAUUCAGGUCUACUCAUGUUUUCUGGUCCUCUCAGUUCUUAAAUACAUUUUUAACUUUGGGGUUGCCACAGGUUUUGUUAUCUUGUAUUUAGGUCCCUGUUCAUGAUUUUAUUUUGUCUCCCUAUUGUCGAAUACUUACUGUAAGCCUUCCCUUUUAUGGAGUGGCAUACAAAUGUUGUAAUCAAAGUGGCUCCUCCUUUAAUUUGAUGAAAUGUUCCCCCCUAGGUCCAGAUUGGGCAAGGCAGUCAUCCCCAGAAGGUGAAAGUUAUUGGACCCGGGGUGGAGAGAACUGGUCUGAAAGCCAAUGAACCUACUCACUUCACAGUAGACUGCACAGAGGCAGGAGAAGGUAAAACCAGAAUCACUAACACCGUUAACCUAAGCUGUUCUAGAAAGAAAUGUGCUAAUGGAAGUGGCUGACAAAGCUGUUAUGCCUGUGUAAAUGUGUUAAGCAGGAGUGGGGAGCCUUGGGCUCUCAAGAUGUUGCUAAAAUGCAACUCCUAUCAGCUUUAGCAAACAUGACCAAUGGCCAGGGGUAGUUGGGAGUUCAACAACAUCUGGAGGACCUAGGGUUCUCCAUACUGGGUGUCAAACCACAACUACUGAUACGAGGGAGCAAUUGUGAAGUCAUUUUACUAACAAAUUGAUACUUUUGUUUUCUUCCUAGGUGAUGUCAGUGUGGGCAUUAAAUGUGAUGCUCACGUAUUGAGUGAAGAAGAGCAGGACAUAGACUUUGGCAUCAUACAUAAUGCUAAUGAUACAUUCACAGUUAAAUAUACCCCCCCUGCAGCUGGGCGCUACACUGUCAAAGUGUUGUUUGCUGGAGAGGUAUGCAGUUAAGAUGGUGGAGGGGGCAGUUGAGAUGCCAUUUUAUAUUGCUCUCUGGUUAGCUGAAGCUUCUGUAUGUAUGACAUUAUUGUAUGACUGAUUUAUUUUUAAGCUCUGUUUACGUCUCACAAGGGUUCACACCUGAAGGUCCUCAGGGUGGUUUAUGACAAAGAACAGCAAUUAUAAAAACGUAUCUGGUAAUAUAUAGAGAUGGUUGUAGCAGAUAAAAAAACACUUAAUGGGCUCUUGAUUUCAUGUUUUGCAGUUGUUUCUGACUCCCUUGCAGUUGUCACUAAUAUUUUAAGAGCAAAAUGAAAUUCAGUGCUUGCUCUUUAGAAAUGAAACAGAUAAUACAAAAACGGAUAAUAAAUUUGAUGUUCUCCUGCUCUGUGGCCAAGGGCUGAUUGUAGUCGGAACUGAUUCCAAACAAGAGUCCUUACAAGUUUCUCAUUUAGCACCAGUUAAACAAAAAUUUAGGGCACUUCUGAAAGGCACACACCAAGAAAUAGGAAUGCUUGUUAAACAGAUGGCGAAAAAGGUACCGUGCAAAGCAUCACUUCCUCUCUGUAUGGCACUGUGGCAUUUGCUUGAAUGACCACUUGAAAUGUUCCAUGAUAUGUGCAUUUAGGCCAAAGGUGGUCUAAGCAGGAUCAGCAUUUGCGUUUUGACCUUCUGGAGCAGAAGAUUAGAUUAAUAUUGGGGUUUCUGGAGUACACACAAAGAGCUGAUUACUUAAGGUGGUCUCUGCCACAAAAAGUUGAUUUUAUUUUGGUAUUCUUUGUAAAUAGAAGGAAAUCAAUAGCUUCAUAGUCUGGUGUAUGUUUGAAGAUAUACAUUUUGGAAAUGUGCCCCGGGUGUCUCAUGUGCUAGUUCUUUUGUAUUUUCUUACUUGAAAAGAAAACUUACAUUGCAACAAAGCUUUAUUUAUUUUUAUUUUUUUUGUCUUGAAGGAAAUCCCUACAAGCCCUUUCAGAGUGAAAGUGGAACCAUCACAUGAUGCAAGCAAGGUGAAGGCUGAAGGGCCUGGACUAAGUAAAACAGGUGAGAGUUCACCUUAACUUGGUGAGUGUGGAAGUUUGGGGGGCUGUCAUGAUAGCUGUCUGCUUGUUUCCUUUGUCUUCAUAUUAAAACAGAGCAAUACCCAGAUUGCGCAUAUUCCUUGUGCAAUGGACUCCCACUUAAGCAGAAGGGAAUUCCUUUCCCUCUCCUCCUUCGCAGCUCCCUGCAUGUGUCCAAAUCCAAAAUGUGUUAUUUAGCCUUAGGGGACUGCAGUGGGAAGGAGAAGGAAGGGGAAAUCCACUAGAACACUGUUGGAUCUCACCUGUACAAUUCUGCAUCUAGGAGAGAUCAGUCCAUUGAUACAAAAAAAAAUUUAAUCAUGAAGAGUUCAGUUUGGUAUUAGCCUGGCGUCUUCAUUCUGUUAAAAGAAAAAGAAAGCAUGGCACACCUUCUUUCUGAAUAUGGCUUAAGGGGUGAUGAUAAAUUCUACUUUUUCUCCUACUUAGGUGUGGAAAAUGGGAAGCCAACACAUUUCACCGUGUUCACAAAAGGUGCUGGAAAAGCCCCUCUGGAUGUUCAGUUCAGUGGACCGAUGGCGGGAGAUGCUGUCAAAGAUUUGGACAUAAUUGACAACUAUGAUUAUUCACAUACCGUAAGAUACACUCCAGUACAGCAGGUAGGAUUUCCUAUAAGAGGUAUUAAUGUGAUCUCUGCUGUCUCAUGGCUUAGCCCCAGGCAGCAUGAUAGCAGCAGGACCAGAGGAGGAGACCGUGAUCUCCUCUCCCAGGGAUGGUUUGGCUGAACUAUCACUUUAUGUUCAAAAUUAUGUUACCAGCUGCAACUUUCAUUUUUGCCCCUAGUAGUUUAAGUAUAGUGACUGCUGUGUGCUUCUGGCAAGUGGUGUUUCUGUUGUUCCUUGUACAUCUCCUUCAGGCAAGCAGUAAAACAAAACUGAAAAACCCAGCAGGUCAUUCUGGAUUGGAUCUUUAACAUCGUUAUAUGACUCUUCUUGUAAUCCUGAGCAGAGCAGACACUGGUUUCUGCACUGCCGGGCCUCUGUAUUGGUCCAUUGAUACAGGUGGUCUUUCAUCUAAGCCAUGUUCAUUUUCAUGCCGAGAUGAUCCUUUGGGUAUUUUGUGCAACUUUUAGGUGUCCAUAAUUUGGAGUAGCUGGGUUCUAUAGUUUUUGUUUUAGUUGGAUCUUGGUAGCAGAAACUUCAAUGCCAGCUUUCUAUUUGGCAUGCCACUCGUGACACUGGCUGGUGUAAAUAGAACUGGAGUUUAUGACUUCGGAAAACAGUGGUGCUGUGUACUAUCCUCCAGCAACUUGCAGCAAGCUUGCAAGUGGUGGGGUGCAUUUGAGGGACUGUCUUCAAAAUAUGGCUGACGCUUGUUGAAUGUGUUCUUUGGAGGCCAGUUAACUGUUCCUGGCUUGCUUACACCUCAGAAAGUACUAAUUUUUUCCUAUGCUUACCAAAUCCAAGAUACACACGGAUAACAGCUAAGCCAUUUUACGCUUGAAUCCUUACAGAAUUGUAGAAUUGUGGUUUCUACCCAUUUGCAUAGAGCUUUGUUUGUAAAUGCUUCUUUGCAUAAAAAGUUCCUCGCAUGUCCCAAGAACAUCCCUGCUGGUUCAGGCCAAAGGCCCGUUUCAUCCAACAUUCUGUUCUCACAGUGGCCGCAAGUAGGACUUGAGUACAACAUUACUUUCCACAGUUGAGAUUUCUAGCAACUGGUAUUCAGAAGCAUGAUCUCGUUGACAGUGUAGGCAGUACAUAGCCAUUGCGGCUAGCGGCCAAGAAUAGCCUCAUCGUCCUUUAAAGUUAUCCAUGUUGUGUGUCAUAAACUAGCAGAUUUAGGAGAAGACUACACUGCACCUUAACUCACAGGUGAUGCUGAAUUACUUUGUGCAGGGAACCUCUUCUGGAUGGAGAGCAUUCAAAACUGCGACCCGCUUUCUGGGUACAGUGUAGAAUAUUUGGCCCAUGGGCUCCCAGCUUAGAUAAAGGAAGCGGAGAUAAACUCAGGAAACUGAACGCUGGCAUUCUGCCAGCAUUCUGUCGGGUUGAAAAUUAUAGUAGGUGGUGGCACUGUUGAGAAAUACUGCCUUAUUUGAACACUGCACCAUAUGUACAUUGCAUUUUUGAAGCAAACGUUGAUAGAGGUUCUGGAGGGGGAAGGGGAGAGCGAGCUGGUUAAAGUGAAUAAGGGGUGGAGUAAGCAAACAUUGCAGUCUGCUCUUUUGCUCUGUCAGUCUGUCAACAUAGCAGUGACAAAUACUGCUUAUCAAACAUUAAACUGCUCCGGGCCCUGUGAAAAUGUAACUUCCAUUCCCAAAUGCCUUAUUCAAGGGAUUAAUUUCCAGAACUGCCGCAUUAUAUGCACCUUAGUCACAGGGAGUUAACAUGCUAUGCUUUGCUGGCCCAUGCCCAACUAGCUUAACUGAAAAAUCUGAAUUUCAAAGUCUCUUCUCUAUAGCCAGCCUCUGUUCCUUCAAAUUUAUUAGUGUUCUACAGGAAAUGAACAAAGGGAGGCUGAUGUUUCUGGAUGCGUUAAUCUUGUGCCCAUAUGGGAACAUUGCAGACGAAUGCAUGGCAGUUUCUAGGCAGCAAAUGCUUCGUUUCUUGGCACCUAAUUUAGCUGUUUUACAGAAUCAAAAGUGAAGUUGACCGUCUGUCUUGUGGUGUUAAUAGGUGCAGCUCAGACUGUAACAGACGAAUGGGAAACUGGGCAAGCAGGUUGCAGCCAACGUAUGGGUGGCCUGUUUUGAUGUUGGAAAUACCUUAGAUACAGAAUGUUGGAUUUUGAAUGGGCUUGGUCUCUUAGGUUUAAACUAUUGGAGUUGAUAUAUAAAACCACCCUUUGCCAUACACAAAGGUUUUAUCAACUGAAGAUUUCUUACAUUUUCAUUAGUGGGGUUUUUUUUUUUGCCCUUCCUGUAUCUCUUAUUUGUAGAUUAUAAAUUUGAUAGUUACGGACUUGGGAGUAUACAUAUCCACAUUAUACACAGUGUAGACAUCCAUGUAGAGGUCAGGAGGGUGGCAACACAAGAAUGGGCCUUCUCUGCAGUGGCUUCCUGUCUGUGGAAUGCUCUCCCCAGGGAAGUUCGCCAGGCACCUUCACUAUACAUCUUUAGGCACCAGACAAAAACAUUCCUCUUCAACCAGGCCUUUGCCUGACCUGACAUCCUAUACCCUUUUUAAAAUGCUGGCUCUUUUCCGGGGGAGGGGGGAAUAUCUGGUUUUUGUUUUGAUUUUAUGUAAGUGAUUUUUAAUCACUGAGACCUUCAGGUAUAGGGCAGUAUAAAAAGGCAAAGGACCCCUGACAGUUAAGUCCAGUCACGAAUGACUCUGGGGUUGCGGCGCUCAUUUCGCUUUACUGGCCGAGGGAGCCGACGUUUGUCCGCAGACAGUUUUUCCAGGUCAUGUGGCCAGCAUGACUAAGCCUCUUCUGGCAAAACCAGAGCAGUGCAUGGAAACGCCGUUUACCUUCCCGCCGGAGCGGUACCUAUUUAUCUACUCGCACUUUGACAUGCUUUCGAACUGCUAGGUUGGCAGGAGCAGGGACCGAGCAACGAGAGCUCACCCCAUCGCGGGGAUCCAAACCACCGAUCUUCCGAUCGGCAAGCCCUAGGCUCAGUGGUUUAGACCACAGCGCCACCUGCGUCCUCAUAGGGUGGUAUAGAAAUAAAAUAAAACUGUAGAGGACCCCAACAGUAUUUUUACACAUUUAUAAGAAGGGUAAAACAGCAAACCUUAACCUGCAGAGUAGUCGUUGUGUUAUUUCUGAUGUUUUGCCUAGUGCUUGUAUUAAGCCCUUGCAGAUUAACUGUAGUUAACUGAUUUACAGUAUCCUUGGUUCAAAAACUUGUAUUUUCCUGAAAUUUGUAGAAAAUAGAUUAGUUUGAAACACAGUAUGCUUAAGAGUGAAGCUAGCAAAAUACAAGUCCUUAUAGGGCAUGACUGGGCACAGGCUUUCAUCUAUAACAGGGCAGAGCAUCUUGGUAUCCUAGUAAAAACAGAAUAAUAUUUUAGCCUUUAAAUGCAGAACUUCUAAAAGCUUCAUGCCAAGGCUGCAUCUGCACAAAACCUGCUUCCGCUACCAGUUGGGAUUUCUCCUACCAGUUAUUUACUUGCCUCUACAACUUUGCUUGUAUAUACUGCCGAACAAUUUUAAGUAGAACUCUGGAGGUUUGGGAUAAGCUUUUGCUUCCUGGUGUCUGAAGAUAUGCAUGAUGAAGUACUAGGGGGCAGUUGUAUGUCAGACUCUGCUGCUGUAGUUUCUGGCUUGUAGCAAAUAUUGAAAUAAUAAACAACUUUUUCCAAUCUGUCCAAUCUCUCUAGGGUAGCAUGAAUGUUCAGGUGAGCUAUGGUGGUGAUCCCAUCCCCAGGAGUCCUUUCACUGUAGGUGUUGCUGCUCCACUUGACCUAAGCAAAAUUAAAGUUAAUGGCCUGGAAAACAGUAAGUAACUUAAGUAACGUGAGCUUUUUUAUUUUUUAUUUUUAACUCGUUUACAGAAUAAACUUAUCUGGAAUGGAGGUCAAGAUGCCAGUAGACUCCUGAAUUGACAGAUAUCACUGUUUUGUGUGUUGCGUAGAACUUCUGAGUUUGUUCAAACCUGAGAAUUUUGGGUGGAGAAGGGUGUAUGUAUAUGUUCUCACUGUUAAAUUGAAAUUGGCCGUUCUCUGCUUUGGAAAGAGCAGCCCAUUUAAGGCAAGUACUUGAAGCGAGAGUUCUGCCUGUAUUGGCAAUAAAAGAAGUUGCGAGCUUAAAGGUCAGCAUUGACCUAGGACUUUCCUUGGAUAAGUCCCGUUCAAUACCCAAAGUAUGGGGUAAGGGGGAAAAAAGUAAGGCGUUGAAGAUUUCCUGAGUUCCGCCCAUUAACCAUGGGGAAGCAGGAAUCGUUCUGGUUCUAAACCCUUCACCAAACCUUCCUGUAUGAUGUUUGCUCUUGCUGAAAUGUUGGUUGAAUACAGUGAGAUAAUAGUUUGGAAGGUAGUUCCCAUUUUCAUCUACUCCCCAUCUGCAAUCCCCAUCUACAGUCCCCAUCUGCAUCUACUCCCCAUCCAGUAUUUCCUUGGAAUUGGGGUUUCAGGAGUAAAGUGGAGAGGCAGGACAAUAGGAAACAGCAUUCCAUGAACAGAGGUCUGCUCAUGGGUUGGAUCCCAAGCAUGCUUUAUUUUUUAAAAUGGAUGCACUGAGGGUUAUGCAGAAUUUUAGGUUGGUGAUCAUGUAGCAUUCCAGAUCCCAUUUGAUGACUUCCUGGAACAUAGAUGUGGAGAUGAUACGUUUUGCUCUGCUACAGGCAUAGGCAAACUCAGCCCUCCAGAUGUUUUGAGACUACAACUCCCAUCAUCCCUGACCACUGGUCCUGUUAGCUAGGGAAUGAUGGGAGUUGUAGUCCUAAAACAUCUGGAGGGCCAAGUUUGUCUAUGCCUGCUCUACCACUUUUCUAAGCCAUUCCUUGAAUUGAUUGACUUUUAAAGAAGGUGCAUUUGAAUUUUAAGAACUUGAAAGACCUCCAGGCUCCUGAAGGGAGUGUUCUACUAUGAAAUACAUUGAGCUACAAUAAAGAGUUUUGCAUCAGUGAGCACUGGAGCUUAGGUUAACCAAACGUUAAACUACCUUCUCCAUUCUAGACUUCACAUGGCACAAUAAUAUUAUGGUGAGGCAAUAUGAAAAUGGCCUAUAUAAAAAAAGAGUACCUUUAAAUAAGUUCUCACCCUGCAUGUUGCGUUAUGUGACCUAUUGCUCUCUGUUGAUUUCCCCCCCCCCCAAAAAAAACCACACCUUUCAUGGCAUUAUUGGCACAGAGCAAAAUCCUGAAUGUUUCAAAAUGUGUGUGUUCCAGUGAGCUGCAGGGGCAAGUCUCCGUUCUACUGAGUUUGGGCGUUAACUCUGGGGUUGGCUUGGAAAAUGAAAUAGUAACUGUACAUAUUUUGGAAUGUACAGUCUCCCUAUGUUGUUGUAUUGAUAUCCGGUAUGAAUUUUGUUCUGAAUAUGCCCUAGGGUCAGUGUAGAGAAAGAGAACAUGCCAUAACCGAGUCUCCUUUCCUUUCUGAAGGAGUCGAAGUAGGGAAGGAUCAAGAAUUUCUAAUUGAUUCGAAAGGUGCUGGUGGACAGGGCAAACUCGAUGUGAACAUCUUCAGCCCCAGCAAGCAAGCCGUGCCAUGUCUUGUGGAGCCUGUAGUAGGCAAAGAGUGCAGCACUGCAAAGUAUAUCCCACGGGAGGAGGGCCUUUAUCUAGUUGAUGUAAAUUAUGAUGGGAAUCCAGUCCCAGGAAGCCCUUACGCUGUGGAAGCCACUCUGCCACCAGAUCCUUCCAAGGUAAGCUGUUGCUAACCCUUGCUACAUGGGUGGGUGAGAUUUGGAUGCUUCCAUUGCUUGGCAAGUUGUGAGGUAUGUGCAUUACACUGUUGAAAAGUGUGACAAAUGUUAUCUUUUAGCAGAAGCCCUUAGACGCAAAUUUGGGGCAUGGGCCCACAGACAGACGUGCAUUUGCUAACCUUACAUGAGUUUGAAUUCAAAUUUCACAGAAACUUAAACUUAUUAACCACCCAAAUUAUUUAAUUUGCACCCUCUCAGAUCACCCCAGAGUACUUCCUCUUCAGUUAAUUUGACCCAGUUUCCUAGCAGAUCCUCCUUCAAAUCAAAUUGCCCUUAUGCUAUCCCCAUUCAUUACUCCUUCAAAUAGUCUAUUGAUAUUUAUCCCCCACCAUUCAAUUUCCCUCAGAUUCAUUAUGGACUUAGAAAUGUUCCAAAAGAGGUUUAGUAAUAGCCAUGGAUCUUAAUUGUUUUCUCUCUUGGCGUUCUCAUAUGUUACAAAUUGGUAAAUUUGUUAGAUUGUGCAAUGAGUUGAUAUAAGACAUUACAAUUUACUCAGAAUUAUUUUGGAUCAUCUGUGAUUACGCAUUAAUGUUAGGCGUUUUGGUAACGAUCUAAGCUUCUGCGUUAUUUUAAUACAUGUUGAGCCUUGUAAUAGCUGGCAGGAUUAAAAGGCCUAUUUCGUAGUUCCUGUUGAAGAAAUGUUGGCAAUUUCUGAAGAAGUUAAUGAUAAAUCACAUGGGACUGUUUUAGCUCUUGUUUUCCUUUGUGUUGAUUGGGUCAACUCUCUUGCUUUCAAAACAGAUUAGAUUAAUGAGAAUCAAGUUGGCGGCAAUAUGCUAAUUAGGCCAACUGUUGUGCAAUGUUGCUACUUUUUCAAAAUCGAAGAAAAACAUGUUGAGCUUGAAAUCUUGCUGACUUGUGAUAACGAUAACUUGUGAUAGUGGUGAUAACAGUACCUUUGAACAGUAGAAAUACUGUUUGGUUCUUAUACAUCUAUUUAGUGACUGCAGACCACUAACAUAAGAGAACUCUAGAACUGGCUCCGAUCCCUUCCUGGCUAAAUACUUAAUUCAGCACUUUCUUGUCCUUCCCAGGUGAGAGCCUAUGGUCCAGGUCUUCAAGGAGGCCUUGUUGGAAAGCCUGCUGAAUUCACAAUAGACACCAAAGGAGCUGGAACUGGUGGUCUGGGGUUGACAGUCGAAGGCCCGUGCGAAGCCAAGAUAGAAUGUUCCGAUAAUGGGGACGGCACUUGCUCAGUUUCCUACCUGCCUACGAAACCUGGUGAAUACCUUGUGAACAUCCUCUUUGAAGACGUCCAUAUUCCUGGCUCACCUUUCAGAGCAGACGUUGAAAUGCCGUUUGACGCUUCUAAAGUAGUCGCCACAGGUCCUGGGCUUGAACGUGGCAAAGUGGGGGAAGCAGGCUUGCUACAUGUAGACUGCUCAGAAGCUGGGCCUGGGACUCUGGAUAUGGAAGCUGUAUCUGAUUCUGGCUCCAAGGCAGAUGUCGAGGUUCAGGAUAACAAGGAUGGAACCUACGCAGUUACAUACGUCCCUCUUUCUGCCGGGAUGUACACACUCAAGAUGAAAUACGGCGGAGAACCAGUGCCAAACUUCCCUGCACGGGUCAAAGUUGAUCCGGCUGUGGACACAAGUCAAGUCAAAGUGUUUGGGCCAGGAAUUGAAGGAAAAGGUAUGCCUUCCUUCGUUUCUCUUUAGGUUUGUAGCACUUGUAGAAUCUAGUUGGAAGGUACCCAAGAGUCAUCUAGUCCAUACCCCUGCAAUGCAGGAAUCUCAGCUAGAGCAUCCAUGACAGAUGACCACCCAAUCUCUGUUUAAAAACCUCCAAGGAAAGAGAGUCCACCACCUCUCAUGGGAGACUGUUCCACUGCCAAACAGCUCUUACUGUAAGAAAGUUUUUCUGAAUGUUUAGUCGGAAUCUCCUUUCUUGCAACUUGAAGCCAUUGGUUCGAGUCCUACCAUCCAGAGCAGGAGAAAACAAGCAUGCUCCCUCCUCCAUGUGACAGCCCUUAAGAUAUUUGAAGAUGGCUAUCAUAUCUCCUCUGUCUCCUCUUUUCCAGGCUAAACAUACUCAGCUCCUUCAAGCGCUCUUCAUAAGUCUUAGUUUCCAUACCCUUGAUCAUCUUGGUUGCCUUCCUCUCUGCACAUGUUCCAGCUUGUCAACAUCCUUCUUAAAUUGUUGUGCCCAGAAUUGCACACAAAAUUCCAAGUGUGAUCUGUUUAAGGCAGAUUAGAGUGGUACUACUUCUUCUCUUGAUCUGUAUAAAAAAAAUGUCCAGUAGCACCUUAGAGACCAACAAAGUUUGUUCUUGGUAGAAGCUUUUGUGUGCAUGCACACACUAUAUAGUGGUACCUCGGGUUAAAACACACCGGGUUACAGACUCUGCUAACCCAGAAGUAGUACCUCGGGUUAAGAACUUUGCCCCAGGAUGAGAACAGAAAUCGCACGCUGGCGGCACGGUAGCAGCAGGAGUCCCCAUUAGCUAAAGUGGUACCUCAGGUUAAGAACGGACCUCCGGAAUGAAUUAAGUUCAUAACCAGAGGUACCACUGUACUUUUGUUGUCACUCGCAUGACUCUUAACCUGCAUAUCCCAGUACAUGCUUAGAUGUGCCCCUGUCAGUUCACAGUGCUUUCCAGGAAAGCACCCUUCCCGCUACCAAAUCACAUGGCUCACUUCCUCAUUUCUGUGGGUUGAUAGUGACUCAUGAGACUGUAGGAAAGCACCCUGGCAAAAUAUGGCUUAGGUGAGCAGGUUUGCGAGAAACUGCUUGGUUGGGAUCAUUCUUGCAUGAUACCAUUUGAGUCUCUUGAGUACCAUUGCUGUCUCAGAGCGGCUAAACCUAUUUCCAUGCAGAAGCAUGGAAUUCUUGGACAUGGUUCUGCCCAAAACAAAGCUGUUUCCCAACCUUAUUUCAUAGAUGUUUUCCGUGAAGCCACCACCGAUUUCACCGUAGAUGCUAGACCCUUGACCAAGACUGGUGGAGACCAUAUCAAAGCUCAGAUUGCAAAUCCCUCUGGAGCUUCCACAGACUGCCUCAUCAAAGACAAUGCCGAUGGGACAUAUGCAGUAGAGUUCACGCCCUAUGAAAGAGGUAAAGUCUGCUAGUUGCUACUGACUUUGGGAGAAUAAGGGAGGAAAUAGAUCGUACUAAAUGGCACUAUUCUAUAUUUUAACACAAGUCAAAAGGCAGGCUUGCUCCAGGACAAGGGUAGCCAACUUGAUGGCUUCCAGACGCUGCUAGACUAAAACUCCCCAUCUUCCCUGACCAUAGGCAAUGCUGGCUGGCAGAGCCAUAGCUAGGUGAUCUUGCGCCCCUGGCAGAACCACCCAGAUUGUGUCCCCUAGCCAUGGACAAAUUAGCUCUUCUUUCCGCCUCUCCUCCAACCCCCCACCUUCUACCCAUUCAAUUCACCAUAAAUUUGAAACCAUUUCUUAUGAGGCAAUAAUCAGUAUUUAUAUUUAUGGACAUAUUUUUUGCCAAUUUUUCACCCCCCCCCAAUUGCCUGCGCCCCUGGUGGGGGCCAACCUCACCAACCCCUAGCUACGGUCCUGCUGGCUGGUGCUCAUGGGAGUUGUAGUUGAACAACAUGGGGAAGGCACUACAUGUUCUAGAGCAGGCACCCCCAAACUCGGCCCUCCAGCUGUUUUGGGACUACAACCCCCAUCACCCCUAGGUAACACAACCAGUGGUCAGGGAUGAUGGGAGCUGUAGUCCCAAACAUCUGUAGGGCUGAGUUUGGGGAUGCCUGUUCUAGAGUAAACUCUCUUGCAUUCUGAAAAUAGUUAAUUCAAAUAAGGUGGAAACUAAUGGUCAAACACCUGUGAUGUAACUUUUGCAAUGGUUCAGAGACUUCUCCAGUAAAAGUUCAUCUUCUGCUUGCAGGUCCUCACACUGUUGAAGUAACCUAUGAUGAUGUUCCUGUACUAAACAGCCCUUUCAGGGUUGAUGUUACAGAAGGAUGCCAUCCUUCUCGGGUGGUGGCCCAAGGAGCUGGGCUACAAGAAGCCUUCACAAAUAAACCAAACCCAUUCACUGUUGUCACUCGGUAAGUAUGAUGGACUGUUUUCUGAUAUGUUAAUGUGGGCAGAGUAAGCUGCGUAUUUGUAAAAUAAAGUUGGAAGAUCUGACUGUAGAUGCAUGAAGUAGAAAUUGCGGGUGUCCUUGCCUCUCCUCCCAAAGUAGCUGAUUGACAGGGACGUGCCAUGGGCUAGGUACAAAUAGCAAGAAGCAACUUAGAGAUCUUGACGUUACCACAGGCCUAAACAUUGUCAUCUUCCUUACAAACCCGCCCACACACCUUCAGCUCAUUGCUUUGAUUCUUGAUGACUUUCCCCAGACUGUCUUUGUGUGAUUCACACGCCUGCCAAGUAACGUCCUCACCAAUGACUUCAGAAUUCCCCAGGCUAAAUUGGACUUUAAACUGAAGAAACCAUUAAUCAAUCAACAUGUAGACCUACCUGCAUUACAGGUUCUUAUUCUUCUCAACUGUCUAGUAGGCUACUGUCAUUCUGAGAGAAUGCAGCAGAGAACAAUUAGUUGCAGUCAUGCAAAGCAAAGUGGGCUCUUGAGUUUAAAAUGCUGUAAUAGAAACACGUUAACUGUUCCCCCCCCCUUUUCUUAAAUGCUUGCAGAGGGGCUGGAAUUGGCGGCCUUGGAAUAACUGUUGAAGGACCCUCAGAAUCUAAAAUAAGUUGUAAAGAUAACAAGGAUGGCAGCUGCAGUGCAGAGUAUAUUCCUUACGUUCCAGGAGACUAUGAUGUCAACAUAACUUAUGGGGGCGAACACAUCCCUGGUAAGACACCUUGCAUUUUGAGGUUGGAUUCAAAGUAAAAGCCUGUGAAUGGACUUUCAUGCUAGAGAACACUUUUUUUUUUUUUAAGGAUGUUGUAAUGUAUAAUAAAUAAUGUACGUUGCAUUUGAAAAAGUCAACACAUCUUGCUUUUGCAAGAACAUUCCCAGUGGGAAUCAGGGUCUCAUAGCAGAGCCUUUAGAUUUUUGGGAAUACAAAGCAAAUAGCCAUAUUGACCUAUAACACAAUAGUAGUAUAUUUUGCUGCUCUUUGACCGCACAUAAGAAUUUGUCUUACACAGAGUCCACCUAGCUCAGUGUUGUCUACACAGUGUUGUCUUACACAGAGUCCACCUAGCUCAGUGUUGUCUACACUAACCGGCAGCAGCUCCCCAAGUUUUGAGUUUGGGGGGUAUCUCCCAGCCCUACCUGGAUUGUCCGGAGAUUGAGAAUCUGGGAUUUCCUGCAUGAGAAGCUGAUGCUUUGCCACUGAGCCACUGCUCUACCCCAAAUGUAUCUAAAGAUUUUGUGGUGGGUGCUAGAACCAACUUUCAGUGCCCCAAAACAUUUUUCUCACCUCAUUAGAGCAUCAAGUUCACAUUGCAUACAGUCCCAUUUCAAUUAAAAUUUAAUCCUUGUCCAUCUAAAUAGCCAGAUAAGGUGCCCACUUUUAUAAGGAUAGUCAUCAGUAGGGGACCAAGGGAGCAGUGUGAGAGGAGCUGGGCUCCUUAGGGGUGGCUGUUGACACACCUUUACACAAGUUGCUACAUUCCCCUUUGUACUGAGCUAGCACUUGCUUCAUUGGCAGGCAGUCCAUUUAAGGUUCCUGUAAAAGAUGUCGUUGACCCCUACAAGGUGAAAGUCUCUGGACCAGGCCUGGGAACAGCAGUCCGUGCCGGAAUUCCCCAGUCGUUUACUGUAGAUACCAGUAAAGCUGGGGUAGCACCACUUGAGGUUACAGUAACAGCACCCAGAGGUAAUGUGUUCCACUGCAGUCGCUUGAUAUUUCUUUUAAAUGAGUUGUAUGAUUAGCAGAAGUCAUCACUUGGAAGCACUUGAGUGGUAACUGGUAGGAGUUGUUGAAUUGGAGGUACUAAGAAAAAGUAGCGUCGUGUACAGUUCUGAAGUGCAAAGUUUUGGGUACUGCUGAUAUAGCUAUUAAUCUGUAGUGCUUCAGAAAGUUGGGAGCUUCAGUAAUCAAGGUGCUCCUUUAUAACUCAGUUGGGAGUCUUCAAGGCAAGUCUAGUGUUUAAACAGACAUGGGAGGACAGCAGUUUGAGUACAGUUGUAUCUUGGAAGCUGAAUGGAAUAUAUUCGGGAAGUCCGUUCGACUUCCAAAACCAAAUUGAAGCUUCUGAUUGGCUGCAGGAAGCUCCUGCAGCCAAUCAGAAACCGCGGAAGCCCCAUCAGAUGUUUGGGUUCCAAAAGAACGUUUGCAAACUGGAACCAUCACUUCUGGGUUUGCGGUGUUCAGGAGCCAAACGUACGAGUUCCAGGGCGUUCAACAACUAAGGUACGACUGUACAUGAAACUUGGAGUGGAGCAUAUCUGGUCAUUGAACGAACUUCUUGCACUAAGACAAUAUGGUGUUCAACCAACAAUCCCGCUAACAAGUCAUUGUAAUCAAAUCUUGCAUAGAAAGCGGCAGGCAGGAGUAUUAAUAUUUGAUUGUUUUCAUGAUGUAUUGAUUUGCAUUUUUGUUCUGUUGUGAGCUGCUAUGAGAAUAUAAAUUUAAAUAAUAAAAACAAAUGGUACAUGCAGAUCCAAAUAUAUUAAUGUUGGGGUUUUGUUUUUAAAAAAAUCAAGGUAGCUCAGGUAAAAAUAGUACUGUAUACUCUUAGGGUGGUGAGAAAUGGCCUGGGAUCAUCUGACAGCUGAACGGGGGGAUCUGCGUUUUGAAACACUUCUUGGCUACCUUGAAGGGCCGCUUACGACCUGUUAAAGAUACACCGCCGCUUACUUUGUAUUUGUGAAUGCACUAGAAAAUGUUAAGGUGGUUAAAUCUUUGGCAACAAGUUCAUUGAGCUGCCCUUGGUCCUAUCCACUCCUGUGAGACGUAAGUGUCUGGCUGCCUUCUCUGUGAAGUGCUCUGAUCCUUGAUAAGAGCGUGGAGAAAGAUUGAGGGAGGAAAGGAGACAGAGGUGAAGGCCUGAGGAAAACGCUGUGAGGGGGUGGCUAGGAAACAAGGGUUGGAAGAAGGAACAGUCUGGUGGGAUGAGGGCUAGUGGAAGAAGCCUAAAGCAAUUCUGAUGUUACUAGAUGCUAAGCACUCUUGCAUGUCAACUAUCUAACAUUGCCAGAUAUAGAAUGCGAAUGUAUUGAACCUCAGAUGAAUGAAACCCUCCCCCCCCUCCACAAAUUGUAGUUGGGUCCCCUCUCUUACCUCAUUCUUCCAGUUACUGAAGACCUAACAGGCUUUUAUUUAAUGUGUUCUGAGUACUGCAGACUUAUGCAAGAAUACUUGAGUACGUAAAAUACUUCUUGGAGCAAGUACGUUUCAGCUGUUGGCAGAUCUAAUUCAGCUUCAUCUUAAGAAGUCUUUCUUCACUGAAGUUGUGAAAGCAACUCAGCCCAAGGGCCAGGGGAGGCAAUGGCAUUUGGAAUUAAAUUGCAUGUACACUGCACACUGUGAACCUAUGCUGAAUGGGAUGCACUUGGUCUAACGUAGCCGUUGCAUGAAUAAACCACCUUUUGUGUAAUUGGUUUUAAGGCAAACAUGUCUCAAGGGACAACUGACAGAGCUCUGAUUUUGUAUUACUAAGUUAAUAGCUUUUUAAUUCUAGCUGAUGAGCCGGAUACCCAGUCAUGGCGCAGUCCGCUGAAAGCAAUUUCAGAGUUCUUUAAAGGUGACCCACAGGGUGAAUCUAAUGAGACAGGUUUGAACUUUUACUAACUAAUUACCUGUGCCUCCAGCAAAUCUUCUAAACUGUAUAAAGUGCUGCUGUGAAUGAGCUUGAACUUCUGUGCUUAACUGCCGCUGUACGAUUAAUUCUCCACUGAGUUAUCCUUUUUACUAAACAAUUCCUUGUUUGAUUUAUAUGCACACUUACUUUGGUCCUUGAUCUAAAUUGUAACUGCAGGCAGUUCUAAUCAUGUUUGCAACUAACCUUGUGAAAUAGCUGCAUGUGCAAAUCCACAUAUCUUGAUUUUCUGGGAAUAGGUCCUUGGAGCUCUUCUUACCUUGAACUAGCCGAUCAUAACACUUGUUUGGCAGCACCAAAUUUUGUUGACUGCGCUCAACUUCUCAAUGUCAUACUGAGGGGUAGAGCCUAAAGAAGGCAGGGUAUUUUUUUCCAUUCUGCACCAGUUUUCAUAUAUUUAUUCAUAUGUCAGUUUGAUCCCAUUUCUACAUUAAUCUGCAUUUUUAAUAUAAAAAAGCACGAGCAUUUGUAUUCAAAUACAUAUUGUCAUAAUAAAUACUUUAAAAUGCAUAUUUUAUCAGUUUCUCAACCUUUUAAAUGCUAAAAUAUGCAGUUUAAUUUUUUUACACAUUUUGCUGUUUUUGAGAAGUGUAUUGCAAAAUUUGGAGAGCUGUUCUGAUCUUUGUAUUAAUCUGGGAGGUGCAAAUUGAUUUGGUUUGCUCAUCGAUGCAGACCAAAUAAAUCUCUCCUCCAUGCCUGGGUUAUAACGAAAGUUACUAACUAUUCCUGACUAACACGCAGUACUGAAUUGGAUGUUGAGCCUAAUCAGUAGUAGUGUUCAAAUAAAAAAAGUCUUCCUUUUUCUGGAAGCUUAUAUUUAAAUGUGUCCGAUAACUGACCUAACCAGCUGUAUAAUUUUGGAACAAUAAAUCACUCCAACCCCUAUUUGAUGGGGGUUUCUUAGCUUACAGCCAUUGGAGUUGAGCCAGCCAAGGAACUGCUAGUGAUUUCACCUCUCUCUAAUUGAUGAGGUCACAGACUGGGAAUGAUAGGAAUAAAUUGGCUUAUCUGAACAGACCACAAAGCAGAUGUCUCUGCAGAUUUCUUGCAAAGCUUUAAAUCAGCAUUGUGUGUGUGUGUGUGUGUGUGUGUGUGUGUGUUGGUGCUCAAAGCGGCAAAAAUUGCUCGUGUGUCAUUGAGGCCUUUGAUGAGAAGGUGGCCAAAGGAAUUGAAAUGUGGUCUUUUUACUACUUAGGCUUGGCAGAACCUGUAAAUAUAGUUGACAAUGGCGAUGGCACCCAUACAGUAGCCUACACACCUACGAAAGAAGGUCCCUACACAGUUGCAGUAAAAUAUGCAGAUGAAGAGAUUCCUCGCAGGUAAGAGUGGGGUGCAGGAAACAAAGCUUAUUGUGCAAACUGCAGUGCUGUUGGUUGGCCUCCAGAUUUGAGGUGGGUUGCAUUGUUGAUCAUGAGCUUAGUCUUUGCACUUAGUUUUGGUAAAGAGGCUUUAAAGAAAUGCUUCUACAGCAAGGACUUGGUUCCUCCUGGUGGUUGUCAGAGAGGGGGAAGAGGCUACAAAGUGCUGUGCAUUUCCUUGAACUGUAGAAUCUAGCAAACAUUCUGUAACUAGCCCAGUGUUUGCUUCUGCCAAGGACCAGCUUGUUUAUUUAUGUGCUGCUAUUAUUGCUUGAAUGCCAAAAUAGGCUUCCGAGAAGAUUUACAAAGCACCAAAACGAGUUACACAAACAUUAAAAUGCAAGAGCCCGUCGCUGAAAGGCACAAUGAAACAACACAGCAAUUAAAAACUGGUCUAAAGAUCUCUAGGGAAUGCCUGUGUAAACAGAGGUGUCUGUCCCACUCUCUUCUCCAAAUGUCUAGUAGGUUUAUACAUAUAGUAAUGAGUGGUUCCCUAACUCCUACAUCAAAAAGGUUCAGUGACUAAUCCAGUGUCUGGCCUUCGACAGUAAUCUCGUACCUUUGUUUAACCUUCAGAAAUACUUUCUUCAUGCCGGUGAGGCAUCUGCUUACAUAAACAUUCAUGAUCUUCAGUGCUGAAAUAUGUCGCUCUGUUCUUUCAACAGCCCGUUCAAAGUUAAGGUGCUUCCAACAUACGAUGCCAGUAAAGUGACGGCGAGUGGGCCAGGGCUAAGCUCCCAUGGGGUUCCUGCCAGCAUGCCCACUGAGUUUGCUGUUGAUGCUAGAGAUGCAGGCCAAGGACUUCUCUCAGUGCAUGUGACCGUAAGAUACAAUUUCUUCCUACUGUUGACCAUUUAACACAGGAGCUGAAUCUUCACAUGCUGAACUCAAAGACCUCUGGUAUUUUGAGUAGGAGAACUAGAAUGUUUCCUUCUGAGCAUCAGUGGGGGUUCAACAGGGCAGACCUCCAUUCAGCAGUGCCCUUAAAGCUUUCCUUUAAAAGUAUCAGUUGGCAAACUUCGCUCGCUUUAUAUAUCACCCAAAUUUAGCAAGGCUACUGUGUGCCGACUAUUUCUAGGCAAAGCUUGUGGCUCCUAAUAGAUAGAGGAUGCCCUGGACAUAGCACAGUGCUUUUUGAUGUGAACUAUUCCUAGCCUUUUCAGAUCCCCAUAAACUAGGCCAGUCUGCAGUUUUCACCAUGAAUGAACAUAGACAAGGUUUUGUGGAAGGGCCAGUACAUACUUCAGAGGUAAUCAUAGCUGUUCUGGGCUCUGUUUCAAGGCAGCUUUGUCAUGAGCAUUUGCAAAGACAAACCUUGGUUUCGAGGGGUGCUAGUUAACCCCCACAGCGCAUUAAAGAUGUUAAAGCAAACAAGUAUGUAUUAGCCAGAAUAAUGCAUGGUGCCCCACUCCCCUGUCUAAGAAGCAGUGCUAUGAAAACUUGUUAUACAAAUAUAAUGGAAGAGUAGAGCUUGCAUUUUACCCAGAGGACCUUUGACUUGCAGCUAUUAGUCAAAAACUGCACAGAUACAACACCAAAAAGCUGUCUGGUGGCAUUAUGAUAUGCAGUAGUCUUGCAUUAGACUCCUGUUUCAGUAUAAACCUAGACCAUUCUUAAUCAAGAAGAAACAGGUUAACAAAAAUGACUGCUUCCAGUGUAACAUGGAAAGUGUUUGCAUUACCCACAGAAGCAAGCCAAUUGCACAUUGCUCAUCCAAAGCCUGUGAUAUUUCUUGCAGGAUCCAGGCAAUGUGGAUAUUUACUGCCAAGUCUUGUCCUAAGGAUUUUUUCUUGUCACAAGAUUGGCUUUUACAGGCAGCAACAAAUCACAUUCGUUUGAACUUCCAUGUCAACCUCAAACUGCCCUUAGAUUGCUUAAAUACCAGGUCCCCUUGAAAAUAAAAAAAACCAGCAUGUUAUAGAAACUGUCAAGUUCAGGAUAGAUGUAAACCUGAAUGUCUGCUGUUUUUAGAGCUUAUGCUCUGCGUCUUCUUUGUGAUUGAGGCUUUCUUGCUGAUUGUGGCUUCGCUUCUGGCAUUCAGGACCAAGAAGGCAAACCAAAGAGGGUUGACGUCCAAGACAACCAAGAUGGCACUUAUGCAGUGACUUACCUCCCUGACAAGACUGGUCGCUACUCAGUUGGCAUUAAAUACGGUGGGGAUGAUAUCCCCCUUUCUCCAUAUCGAAUUCGUGUGUCACCAGCAGGAGAUGCUAGCAAGUGUCAGGCAACAGGUAAAUUCAUUCUGUUUUCUCACUGUAAGCAAGUGUUUUAUAAGAGUACUGGAGUCAGGCAAGCUAUGCAAACUGCUCUCCUAAAAGCCUUCGUACAGAUAUAUUGAAGUGAAAUGGGCUACCUGCCCUAUAUGAUCAGCACACAUACUUAAACAGUAACUUAAACAGUAAAUCUGUAUUUGUGCCAAGAUAGCAUUUUGAUGUACAGCCUUUAAACAAACAAAAUGCCUUGCACUAGGUCUGACUUUUGGUUCAUCUAGCUUAGUUUUGCCUUAAACUGACUGGCAGUGGUUUCAUGUAAAGGGCCUUCUCAGCCCUACCUGGAGAUGCCAGGGAUUGAACCUGAGCCCUUCUGCAUGCAAAGCAGAUUCUCUACCACUGAGCUGCACCCCUUCCCCAUGCACAGUGAUUCCCCUUGGUGAUUGCAGCUUGAUGCAAGAAUAAGUGGAGCCCAAAUGUUUGCUGCAGAAUUAGUUCAAAGUGGAGCCUGUGGCCAGAUGCCAACCGUGGGCCCCCAAUAGGCAUCUUUCAAGCACAAAGAAUGUGGAAGUGUUGGUAAGCUUGCCAGUCUCUUAGGAAAGCAUCCAUUACAGCCUGAAGCAAAGCUCUAAUGCUAGAGCCUAGGGUUGACUGCAGGGAAAGACCAUGUUUGCACCAAAGGAAUGACUGCACUGUUGCCUUGAUCCACAGUGGUUCAUUUCUGGUAGGGUGUAUGUCGUGACAUCUUCUUGUUGUUUAAAGGCAUUAAGGGGGCACAGUGGGCUUCAAGGGAAAGAGCAGCUGUCUCUGCUGUGAUAACCACCUACUUCUUUUCACACUCCCCACCUUACAACCAGGAACCUGUCGUUUGAAAGCUGACACAAGGAUCAUGCUUUCUGCAUGAAUAAAGCUUUGUGUUGCUCAUGCAGAUGGCAAAUUGUGCAGGGCUCCUUUAAAGUUAAGCCAAACUACUUUAGUGUUCACAAACUUACAGUCCUCUCCUUAUCAAAGUAUGCUGUGGUCCCCUGAUAAAAAUUCUCAUCUGUAAAACAUUGCUGUCUUGUGUGAAAAAUGCUUUUGAUGUGUUACGAGUGCCAGAUAAAGGAGAAAUGGAUCUGGAGGUGCAAAUGAAUCUCUUCCCCACUUCAUCCACCUCCACAUGCACCCAGGGGGACCUUGCGCUACAGCUGGGGUGGUUUGCAAAGGUUUCAUGACAAAAGCCUGAUUUAGGCUUGCUUGUCUGCAGAAGUUUGGAUUAACUUGUUGUGUGUUUCAUAAUGCAGGUGUCCAAAAGGAAACUGCACAGGACUUUCUUAGCAGAAGAUAUGAGAAUCUGCCCUGAUGCUCACCAUACCAUUUAUCUCCUAGGUCCUGGCAUUGCAGACACAGUGAAGUCAGGAGAGGAAGUAGGCUUUGUAGUUGAUGCUAAAUCUGCAGGCAAGGGCAAAGUGACGUGCACUGUCCUGACACCAGAGGGUACAGAAGUCGAAGCAGAGGUCAUUGAAAACGAGGAUGGAACAUACGACAUCUAUUAUACAGCUGCUAAACCAGGAACCUAUGUAAUUCAUGUCCGCUUCGGUGGAGUGGACAUUCCAAACAGCCCCUUCACUGUCAUGGUAAGAUGCCUGGCUUUUGGUUUUGAAACCCUUUGCGUGAACUUAAGAGUAGACUGAUAAGUAGUGAGCAUGUUAGCUUUAAUAAGUCACAUGAAGUUUGACACAGUCGUUUGCAGCCUGUUAGUCCAAUCCUUAUCAAGAGUAAUGAGAAGAAAGUUCUGUUGAGUUCAGUAGGACAAACUCACAGGUAAGUGGCCCUAGGAUUGCAGCCUAAAUUAGCAUUUGGAGUGAGCUGAGUGUUUUGCCUAUGUGGUUCUUGUGGACAAAGAAGUGUUUUUUCGGCUAUGAGAAAUACUACCUCACAAAACCCUAGUGUCGGAUGCCAUUCUUCUGUUCAGAUCUGCUGUUGUACCACUUUCCCCCUUGUUCAGGGCUCUUUGCCGUUGUGGUCCCAGCUAGUUGUGAGCAAUAAGUCAGCCCAACGCAGAGUGCGUGCGCAAGAAUGGAGUUCCGCCACAAAGGGCUUUGGGGCACAUUCUCAUUUCAUGCGGAAGAGAGGGAAGGUGGCUAGCUUGGAAGUGCCACGCAACCCUUGCAUUCUGCUUCUGGUGCUUUCACCUCUCCCACGCUGUGCGUGCCACAGAACCCUAUGCAUAUGUACCUCUAAGUUGCGAUGUUUUUUAUAAGCUCUAUGAAUGAAGAGGGUUUUUAAAACUAUACCUUGCCUUUUGCCACUAACUAGGCUACAGAUGCAGAUGAAGUUGCAGUGUUGUCUCAGGAGCCCCUAAAUGCGGCAUGUCCCCCUGGAUUCCAUCCCUGGGUACCUAGUUUUGUUUUUUUACACUGUCUUCCGUGUUCCAUGCAAGAGUUGACAUCCUGCCUCUUGGGUCUGUUUGAGCUUGCUUUCUUGUCAUAUCUUACUGGUGAUCAAAAAGCUACUUUGGGGCAACUUGGGUUUGAUUCAGAACCUUCCUUCAUAUAUAUAUAUAUUUAACAACUCUUAACAUCACAAUCAUUUUAAACGGUGCAUCUGUGCUACUUUGUCCUUAGGGAGCUAUUUUCUUCUUGACUUCAGAUGGUGAACGGCUUCUUCCUAGAGUAUUGUCACUGACCAUGUUGCUCUGGCUUUAUGUUUUGGUUUCUCUUCUGCUUUAAAAAAACCACAACUUUCUUCCAGACCAUAGCCAGCUUCAGUGUUCCUUUGGACGGAGCUAUCCUUGCAUCUUUUACUCUUCCAUUUUGUAUGUUUUUAAAACUCUCUUCUGAAUGUUUUUCACGUUAAACAAUGAAUGGGAGCAGAGCUUUGUGUGGUGGUCAGCAGUCCGCAGUUGAGUGGUGUCUUCAUUCUGGAUGCAACUGUCUGGACUGACCAAAAAUAGCUAAGCAAACUGUUUUGUGCUAGAAUGACAAUAACUUUUUCUCCACAAUAGGUCACGGAAGAAGCUUAUGUUCCUGAUGGUGACAUGAAUGGUCUUGGGUUUAAGCCCUUUGAUAUGGUCAUUCCUUUUGCAGUAAGAAAAGGAGAAAUAACUGGUAAACAAGCUUUCAGCACACAGUUGAUCACUCUCUUUAAAGCAGUGGUGAGGACCCUGUGGCCCGCCAGAUGUUGGGCUCUUAACUCCCACAGUCCCUGACAGCUGGUUGGGGCUGAUGUAGGUUAGAGGCAACAUCUGGAGAGCCACAGAGUCUCCAUCCCUUAGUUAAUGUCAAGGAAAAUGCCUUGCCCCCACCUGUCUUAUGAGUGCCCCUUGCAUGGCUCAGUAGUUUAGCUUUGUAAUACAUUGUAGUAGAAGCAUAGAUUUCACCCUGCAAGAUAAUCUUUCAAAAAGAUUGUGCUAUUGUUUGGCCUUAGCAGAGCUGGGAGGAGAUAAAAAUGAAGCCCUCCUAGAGUAGCCAUGAUUGUCCUGUCCUUGUGCCCCACUGCGCAAGUCUAUUUAAUCUGCUCUUAAGCAUCAUCCAGAGCAACAGCUCUUGAUUGGGGCCUUCGAUUAUUAUUUCUUAUUAUUUAUUGAAUUUCUAUAUUGCCCUUCAUCCGAGGAUCAUGGAGCGGUUCACAAUAUAAAAACACAAAAAUACAUACCAUAACAAUUAUCAUUAUUGUUAUUUAUUGAAUCUGCAUACCGCCCUUCAUCCGUAGAUCUCAGGGCUGUUCACAACAAAAACAAGAAAAAGCCUUGUACAAAAUGCUAAAACCAAAGCGCCUGAAAAUAAUAUCCCACCCCUACACUGUUAAAAAGGCCAUAGAUUGUUUAAUUAGCCAAAGGUCUGGUUGAAGAGGAACAUUUUUGCCUGGUGCCUAAAGGUGUUACAAUGAAGGUGCCAGGCGAACCUCCCUGGGGAGAGCAUUCCACAAGUGGGAAGCCACUGCAGAAAAGACCUUUCUCAUGUUGCUGCCCUCCAGAUCUCUUAUGGAGGAGACUCACAGAGGAGGUCCUUUGAUCAUGAUUGCAAGGUCCGGGUAGAUGGGGAAAGGCUGUCCUUGAGGUAUUGCAGUCCUGAGCUUGAAAACAGUCAGCUUUGGCAGGCCAUGGCAAACUCUAUAGAGAGUUGUAGAUGCCACCAGACCUUGAUGGCUUGAUGGAUUUUGUCUGUCUAAGCCAACCUUCAAGGACACGACUUGUGUUAAAAAAUAUUAGCGUGUUAUACUCUGGUUGUUAUCAGAAGAAUAAAUGGAUCUCCAAGCUUCAGUGCAGGAGAAUUUUUGGAAGUGCUUUCAAAGAAAUGCAGGGAAACCUUUGCACCUUUGUAUAACCUCCCCUCCCCUGUUUAUAUGAGUGAAAGGGAGGGCCCCAAUACCAUGCGGAUUUGAGUGUGAAAACACCAAAACACAUGGCUUUGCCUUUUGAAGUAUUGUGCAGUUUGAGUUCAGUUUGAGCCUUGUGUUUUCAGGGGAAGUUCACAUGCCCUCGGGGAAGACUGCACCAGCAGAUAUUGUUGAUAACAAGGAUGGCACUGUAACCGUCAGCUAUGCCCCUGUUGAGGUUGGAUUGCAUGAAAUGCAUAUCAAAUACAUGGGCAGUCAUAUUCCAGGUGAGUGCCAGCUGAUCUCAAAUCAGCACUAUGUUAUGUUACAAGAACUCGGCUGUUGUUGAUUUGCUGCAUUUGCCGUUGUUGAGGGCUUCAUUUAUUCACACUUUUUCUUCAAUUGUGGACACUUCAGUCCUAUGAGUUGCCUUGGUCUAGGGUUGUAUUGCAUGCCUCGUAUGGUGAAGGCAGCUGAGUGAAGGCAGGAGGAAUUCUUAGUGGGUUUACAGCCUGUGCCAGACUUAAAACAGAUUUGGCUUUUGUGGACAGAGUUUUGUGGCCUUACUUUUGCAGUUAGCUUGGAACUUAUAAUUAACUUAUUUUAGUGAGGAGGUACUACAACUAGAAUUGAGAAAAAGUUUUGAAAUGCAUGUGUAAAAUAUUAGGUCUCCUUUGCUUAAACUAUAAUCUGUGGAAAGGAUCAAGCUAUAAAGAGCUCAGCCCAAUUUCCUAGUGAAGUACUUAUGUUGCCAGUUUUGACUGCCUGCGCCACUUUUGCUGGCUGACUCGCAUGCAUCGUCUUCAUUGAGAAGUUGUAAAAAUGAAAUCUGAAUACAAUCCAUCUGGCUUCCCCCCCUCCCCCGCCUCCUCUCUUAAGCCAACACUAUUAGCUAGCUUAAGGUUUACUACUUGGCAAGAAUUUUCAAUUAAUUUUAUCUGGGAAAAUGGACAAAUCCCUGGUAGUUCAGCUUUUGCAUACAUAUUCUCCUGGCUUACUGGUAAGAAUUCUGCAUGGAUAUUUUUCCUCUUUGGCAUGCUGGUGCUUCGGGGGUCAUACUUUGUGCCUUUCUGCACCUGUAGUGCCGCUGCUCAAAUAAUUUUUAUUACAUCACUUAGUUUUGUGACUAAGCAGCUUUCUAAAUAAAUAAAACAGAAAGAGGUGGAUGUCCUGUUCCAUACUACCUGUGUGUACAGCUCCCUAUCUACUCUUGGAAGUGGCAUUGCAGGUUUCUGCCCAUGUCAAAAGGGGCUUUUUGUUCCUUGAACUGGGGCACAUCUAGACAAACUGGAGCCGGCUCAUAGCUUUUGAGGACAGGGACACGUUCAGCUAUUUCAGCUUCGAAGCCUGUGGCAGAGCUAGAAAUAGAAGCGCCAGUUAAGUCCCAGCCACAAGAACAGUCUGCAUAAAUCUGGACUUUUUUAUUAUAAAAAAAAUAGCAUUGGCUUUUUUAGGUGCUCCGUGAUGACUGGUUUAGUGAAUCUCUGGCAAACUCAAACUUCAUUGGCAGCAACCAGUUGAUAAAUUUGUAAGGAAUAGGAUCCUUUACAUGGGCAUGACUGAGGACCUGCUCUUUUCUUGCUGGUAGAAAGCAACUGCAUGGGAUGGUUGGAGUUCCUGCUGUGUGGAUGUAUAAACUGGGAGGUGUAAGGCAAAGUCCUGUGGGAGACUUUGAUGGUUGGGUGCUGCAUAUGUUAAUUAUUUGCAGUAGUAGGCUUUCUAGAGUGCUCUAGUAGACUUUGGGGCAGUGAAUAAAUGUGCAACCUAAAUGGAAACUAGUGAAACACGGAAAUCAGAAGAGGAUAAAGCUACUGGAACUGAGCAGAAUGCUUGAAAACUUUCCUAAAUGCUCAUGAUUGACAGUGGAUCUUGCAUUUAAUUUCUUGCAAGGCUCUCCAGCAUCAGAGGCAUCAUGCCUCCAUAUAUGAAUGGCUGGACAACUGCAGCACAAGAGAGCAAUUGCCCCCAUGUCCUCCUGCUUGUGGGUUUCCUAGAUAAGCAUCUGGUUAGCCACUGUGGCAAAUGGAUGCUGGAGUAGAUAGAUCUUGGUCUUAUAUAGCAGGGGUCUUAAUACGUAGCAUUCUCUGUCAUACGGAAGGGAAUAUAGGGAAGAACUGAAUCAGUUCUGUGUGUGCAAGCUUAAGACGUAUUAAAUUGCUGAGUAAACACACAAAUUUAUAUUCAUUCUCUUUGGAGAGAUGUACAAAAAGAUGUUAAAAUAAUUUAAAUAUCCUAUCUCAAGUGUGUUUAUGCAUAGUUUUUCAACCUUUGCAGAGAGCCCUCUACAGUUCUAUGUGAACUAUCCCAACAGUGGAAAUGUAACUGCUUACGGACCUGGCCUUGUCUAUGGUGUAGCAAACAAGCCAGCAACCUUUACCAUAGUCACAGAAGAUGCUGGUGAGGGUAAGUGGUCUAUUCCAUAGUCUCUGAAGAAUUUACUUGACAUGAAUCCUGUCUGAUUUUUGGUGGAAUGUUUAACUUCCAUGUAAGCAUGCCCCAAAAUUUAAAUUCCGAGGUGGAGCUAUAAUCAUACUUCAUAGAGGUUGAAUAGAAAUAAUUCAUCAUUUUCUUCAUUUCCCCAGUAACUUUAGGGAUCCAUAAAUAUACCAGUGCAUGGUUCAACAUAGCAUCACUAACAGAUUGUAUUUCUGAAGCAUUUUGCAGAUUACAUGAUGUGUUACAAUUGUCCCAUCUAACAUUAUGGUGACCCUAAUGGUGGGUUAGGCUGAGAGCUACCCAAAGCCACGAAGUGAGCUUUGUGGCUGAGCUUGGAUGUGUACCUGCAAGUCCAAAUACGAUUCUGGACACUGAACCCUCCUUUAGGAGAAACGUAGGUGUUUCUGUAUAGAGCCAUAGAGUUGGGACCCAGCGUCUUACUGCCCUUGUAGUCCAACCCCUUGUUUGCAGCAGGAAAUUCAGAGCUGAUUACAGUCAGUUUGACACAGACUUAAUUCCCUUAUUUCAAAGUUGCUUGCUUUCACUCCCAAUAAAACAUUUUUGAAACUUGUAUAUGACAAAUGAGAUCUUCAGAGGGCUAGCCAUGAUGCUCAAUGCAAGCAGGGCUCCCCACAUCUGGAACGGCAACUUGGUUCUUAAUUGAAGUUCACUGAUUUUUAUUUCAGACCAUGUCUUGAAAAAUGUAAGUUUGAGAAUUCUUUUGGCACUUUUUUCUCCAACGUGACAGGUGGCUUGGACCUAGCGAUUGAAGGUCCCUCCAAGGCAGAGAUCAGUUGUAUUGAUAACAAGGAUGGCACUUGCACCGUGACUUACUUGCCAACUCUUCCAGGAAACUACAGUAUAUUAGUCAAAUACAAUGAUAAACACAUCCCAGGAAGCCCAUUCACUGCCAAAAUCACAGGUACGAGGAGCACUUGAAACAGCUACAAUGGGCCUAAAAGCUUUGUGUUUGCAAUCCGUUGCAUUUAGUAUAAAUUUAUAUAAAGAAAAGACUUGCCUUCAACACUCAUACUCUGUGUAGACUGCAAACGGAGAACUGACAACUUGUUUUUAACCAUGUGAUGAAGUCAUGUUGUGUUUAGCUGGCUUUUGCCCAGUAAUUUAGUAUGAAUUCCAGAAACAAAAGGUUCCCUGCAAUAACUUCUGAGCUGUCAAGUGUUGUCCAGUUACUGUCCACUAGAGUCCUGGUUUCGUGGAGCAUAAAUUUGCAUUUGUAAGCAGCAUACAUGUCUUCUGAUUCUCAUCGAUGCUUUCUUUGUAAAUUUAAGUGGAAAGGCAUUUGGAUGGUUUGCCCAGAAUGUUAAGAUCCAGUAAUGUUAAUAUCUAGUAGUGUUUUAAUCCAAAGUCCUAAUGGGAAAUUUUCCUUCUUAAAGAUGACAAUAGGAAGCAAUCUCAAGUUAAACUGGGCUCUGCUGCUGACUUCCUGUUAGACAUUAAUGAGACUGAUCUUAGCCUCUUGACAGCCAGUAUUAAAGCCCCAUCUGGCCGAGAUGAACCUUGUCUUCUGAAAAGGCUACCCAAUAACCACAUUGGUAAGUCUUAAUCAUCUUCUAGGGAGGCUGCUGUAUUGGUUGUGUGGUGCUGGCAGGGUGGUCUUGGGGAAGCUUGCGAGCCUGGGCCACAAUUGGAAUCAAAUAAUACUUUUAAUUUGUGGCUAGAGUGGGAUUUUGAUGCCACAAAUAAUAUUUAAUGCCAGCUAUCUUCCAGGGACGCGGGUGGCACUGUGGGUUAAACCACAGAGCCUAGGACUUGCCGAUCAGAAGGUCGCGGUUCGAAUCCCCGCGGCGGGGUGAGCUCCCGUUGCUUGGUCCCUGCUCCUGCCAACCUAGCAGUUCAAAAGCACAUCAAAGUGCAAGUAGAUAAAUAGGUACCGCUCCAGCGGGAAGGUAAACUGCUCUGGUUUGCCAGAAGCAGCUUAGUCAUGCUGGCCACAUGACCUGGAAGCUGUACGCCGGCUCCCCCAGCCAAUAAAGUGAGAUGAGUGCUGCAACUCCAGAAUGGGUCACGACUGGACUUAAUGGUCAGGGGUCCCUUUACCUUUGCUUUUACCUUUACCUAUCUUCCAGUUCUGUAUUGUGAUUUGACAGUGUGUGUGGAGGGAGGGGGGCCAAAAGAUAAAGUGUGAAGUCACAAAUUUGUCUUGCUGCUAACCUCUGUCUGGCAGGUAUCUCAUUCAUUCCACGGGAGGUGGGAGAGCACCUGGUUAGUAUUAUGAAGAAUGGGAGCCAUGUCCCCAACAGUCCGGUGUCCAUUAUGGUGGUCCAGUCUGAGAUUGGUGAUGCGAGCAGAGCAAGGGUUUCUGGACGUGGCUUGGUCGAAGGACGCACGUUUGAAAUGUGUGACUUCAUUGUAGAUACAAGAGAUGCAGGUCAGUACUGGGGUUCCUGGGCUGCCAGAGGGUAUCUAAGGGAUGCCUGUGGGCUGCGGGUUGCCCACCUGUGAUGUGGUUGAUUCGCUGUUGCCGUUCUCUGAUCAUCACAGCAACUGAGCAGAACAAAAUUGCCUCUGACUUGUAAAUUGUGGUUGCCAUGAUGUAGAACAGGUUUGGAUGCUCUGUCAAUCUGCUAAUUUAUAUAGGUUGAAACUCACAGGUCUAUACUACAAGCAGCUUAUCAAGCAAAAUCCCAUAUGUGACCAUGAGCUGAAACGGCUGGCUCACUUGUAAUGGUUAAUAUAUAAUGACUGCAAUCCGUAAAGCCGUCCAUCAAGAUUUAGGCAGUGCUCAUUGGAGCUCUUCACAACUGCUUGCACUCAUCCCAGCUGCUUUCUUUUCUAGGUUAUGGUGGGAUAUCGCUGGCAGUUGAAGGACCUAGCAAAGUUGAUAUCCAGACAGAAGAUCUAGAGGAUGGAACUUGCAGAGUUUCAUACUUUCCAACUGUACCUGGUGUCUACAUAGUAUCUACUAAGUUUGCUGAUGAGCACAUCCCAGGUAAGAGAAAAGAAGCCUAUGUAAGCCAGCUAUUGCUGGUCCACUUCCCCAUCAGCGCUGACCUCUUGUAAUAAGUGUAGAGUCUAUAGGACACCAUCUAGGCUUCCCACCAGGGCCUUCAUGUUCUGAAAAUGCCUGAAGAAGCUUGAUUGCUAAAUUUUGGAAGGCCGGAUAAUAAACGUCUUGCUCAUCUUGAAGAUGCUUUUGUUUGAGGGGUUGUCUCCUGCUGCAGUGUAACACUAAACUAGAAUAUUGGUUUGGUACAGGUGACUCUCGGCGUACAUGGGGGUUGCAUUCUAGGUUGUAGCUUGCAAAGCCAAAAUCAUGUAUAGUCAAAAUACAUUGGAGUCAUAGGUGGGUGGGAUUGCCAAAGCCUUUUUUUUCCUGGACACCUGCCCCGCCUUUAAUUUAUUUAAAAUUUGCGAAGCAUGUAAAGCUGAAUGUGUGUAAAUAGCAAGUUAAUCUGUGUAGGAAGAUGGGACUUUCUUGAUGGUCAUCGCUGAUAAGUCUUAUGCUUAAUGUGCUUAGUUAACAAUGCAGCGGUCCAGCCUCCCUCAGUGGGAAAGAAUUCUAAGAUGCUUGUGGAAAUAACUAUUAGUAGAUGAUACGUUACUUUAUUGCCUGUGAAAGUCUUGACGCUUCCUGUACUGAUAGAUGGAACUCAAUGUUGUUUUGUCUCUAUGAACUACAGGGAGCCCAUUCACAGUGAAAAUAAGUGGUGAAGGAAGGGUGAAGGAAAGCAUUACACGUACUCGGCGGGCUCCUUCUGUGGCCACAGUUGGAAGCUUGUGUGAUCUUAACUUAAAAAUUCCAGGUAAGUUAGUUCUACUAAUACAUUUACUGUUUUGGAAACCAUAAACCAAUAAGUCAUUGAAUCUUCUGGGCAUUCUUUGCAAUCAGAUUUAAAAAUGGAAUGUUAUCCAAAUACUUCUAGAGAUCAGGGAAGGCAUUCUUAUUUAGAUCGGGGCUUUGUAUGGUAGGACUCACGCCCAUUUCUUUCUAGGCCCCAUGAAGCAACAGUGGCAUUUAAAUUUUGCUUUCCAGCACAUCACCCACUGACUCAGUUCUAAUAACAAGUGAUCUGGUUCACAUGUAAUGCUAAGCCAAACCUGGACUUAAGGUGAAUACACAGGCUAUUCAAAAUGAUAUCAUUAUUUUUGCCUCUUAGACCUUCCUCCUGCUGCCAGUCUACUUGAGUCUAAGCCACAAUUUGACUUAGCACAUGACUGAACCCAGAUUUGUUUUAUUAACCAAGGUUUUUUCCUGGUUUCACAGUUUAUGGUUUGUCUAGAGGAAACACGGGUGUUAUAAGUACGGGUGUUAGAAUGAUCACAGAAGUUUGUACUUGAGUCACUAAUGCUUGAGUUACCUUCAGCCGUAUUUUUGGAAGGGUAGGAGCGCAGUUGCUGCUAUAGAGAUCUGUAUCAUGUGGAUCUAACUGGGAGACACAUAAAAUAAUUGGUUGGUUAAAGAAUAAAUAUUCUUUAAAUACUAUCUUGUUCAUAGAAUGCACUAAUAUACAGAAUAUAUUCAGCAUGCUGCUUCAGUUUAAUGCAUAUUCUGACGUCUGUUUCUGUCUCUUUCUCUGCUGCUCUAAUCAAUCUUGGUCUUCCUGUCUUCUGUUCCUUUCUUUCCCCCUAUUGCCUUCUCAUAGUUACAUGGUUCCAAAUGGCUAUAUGUCUGGAGAGAUUGUCCCGUGUUUCACACCAGUUCAUUCCCACUUUGCUAUGUGUUGAGCAGAAGGAAAACUGCCAGACUCAAUUGGGAGAACCUUGGUGUCCUAGUUUCACAAAAAACCCAGCCAACAUCAGACAACAAUGUUUCCAAUCAGUCCUUCUAUGGGAUCUACAGAUGUAUUACAUACCUGGCUCCUUAGGGGUAGUGGGUACGUUGUAGUACUGAGGUUGUUUUAUAAUUGCAAUACAUACUUCAAUAAAAUCUGCUUUAAGGCACAAUGCAUGGCAAGUAAGCAGCAAAAGUAUUUGUUACGAAGACCUGUAACAAACCCUCAGUCAGUAAUGGAGCCUGUGGCCCUCCAGUUAUUGUUGAAUUCCAAUUCCUAUCAGUUCUUAGAAUGGGUGGUGUUCACUGCAUUAAAUCCAACUCUGUUCCCAAAUAAAAUUAGUUUCUUCUUCCUUUCCUUUCCUUUCCUUUCCUUUCCUUUCCUUUCCUUUGAGAGAACUUCAAAGAAUCUUAAGCACAACCCCUCCUGGACAUAUUUGUCUGUAACUUGGUAGAUUUGACCUCCUCUGUUGUGGAAGGAGUCUAUUAUGCCUGCAAAUUCCAUCCUCUUCUGUCAACAGGAAAAGGUGUUUUUUUUUUUACUUCCCAGUAGUUAUUGGUGUGGGGGAUGAAGUGGACUUAAGUUGGGUGAUUCAAUUCUUGAUUCAUUUGUCAAGUGCUUCAGAAAGAGGCAGACUGCUUUCUGAAUUGUGCACCUGCUGUAUACAUUGAUCAAGUAAACAUUCAAAAAAGGGGUGGGUGGGCUCAAAUUUAACUCAUCCCCCACACUUGAAUGCCUGUGACACAGUAUGAGUGCAGUUGAGGCUCUAUCCCAAUUCCAUAUUUUGCAAGAAAAGGGAGCGGCUUAAUAUGCUUAAAGCUUUUGAAAUAUUCUCUUUUAAUUUCAUUUCACUUCAAAAAUGGAUGGUGGGGGCUCAAAGAGCAAUGUAUUGAUUUCUCAUUACCAGCUGCAAGCUCUCUUAACUCUGCUUUCUGCAGUCAGUGGAGACACCGUGACUUGCUUGUCAAGGGUGGUGGGUGACAAAAUAACUGGAUUUGUGAAAAUUCUUGGUUUUUGAGGUGAACUGAUAAGUAUGUGCUCGUCCCUAAUAUAUAUAUAUCUGACACUCUGCAUGCACAGGUGAAUGCUUGGUAUGCACUCACUUAAUUGUCAGUUAUGUUUUGCUGGUUGCAGUUCUGGGCAGUUGAGUUCCAUCAGGUUCCCAGCAAAUGUCUGCCAGGUAAAAGUGUUUUGGUGUAUGAGCUAUAGACGAAUGUGCACUCAAGGGCCACUUUGCAUGUAAUGUUUGAGGGCAUUUCAAACAUCUGAAAGCAGCUGACUUUGGAACUUUCUAUAGAACCUCAGUUGUAUAGUCAACUAAACUUGGUGACUGGGUUUCCUAUGGGGAAGGUUUCAAAACAACUGAAAUACUGGGGAGCUCUGCCCUCGUGCACUGGGCAUUGUGUGACAGAGUAAGAUGUUUAGAAACCGAAUCUACCUGCUCCCCAUUAAUGGUCAGUUCCUUUCUUUUUUUUAGAAAUCGACAUUGGUGACAUGUCAGCUCGGGUCACUAGCCCAUCUGGGAGAAUGACAGAUGCAGAAAUAGUAGAGCAUGAUAAAAACACGUACUGUGUCCGCUUUGUACCACAAGAAAUGGGGGUCCAUAAUGUUGAUGUGAAAUACAGAGGACAGCAUGUGCCAGGCAGUCCAUUCCAGUUUACCGUUGGGCCGCUUGGUGAAGGAGGGGCCAAUAAGGUCAGAGCUGGUGGUCCAGGACUUGAAAGAGCAGAGGCAGGCAUCCCAGGUAAGACCUUCACUAAAUUCCAUCUGAAUACAUGGGCAUGGGUCUAAGGCCUUGCAGUGAGAAGGGACGAUAGCUGUAAUCUUAGAAAAGGGUGCUUACAUCUUGUAACACUAGAACACAUUUCUGGAGGCCUAGUGACCCUGCCUUGUGUUGCAGAGCCCCAUAUCACAAAGGGAUUGGAGGGUCACUUGCCUGCUUCUAAUUCCUGGGUGGUGGUUGUUGUUGUUAACAGCUGAGUUCAGCAUCUGGACAAGGGAAGCUGGAGCUGGAGGUCUUUCCAUUGCAGUAGAAGGACCAAGUAAGGCAGAAAUUGCUUUUGAAGACCAUAAAGAUGGAUCGUGUGGUGUAUCAUACACUGCUCAAGAGCCUGGUAUGGAUAUCUUAAGUAUUAGCAAGUUGAAAUGAAGCAAAACACCACAAAAACAAUUCCUCCUUGCUUAGCAAAGUUCUUAUUUCUUCCAGGUAACUACGAGGUGUCCAUCAAAUUCAACGAUGAGCAUAUUCCGGAAAGCCCUUACCUGGUUCCUGUGAUUGCUCCUUCCGAUGAUGCUCGUAGGCUCACUGUUAUGAGCCUUCAGGUGAGACAUAAGGAAGCAUCUCCCAUAGCCUACCACAAGCUGAUACCAUCCUUGUGCUCAAGCUCCUUAAAAUUAUUACUUGCUCACUAGCUACACUUCUUCAGAGGAAAUCCCUUGGCACGCAUGUAGGCCUUCCAAGUUAGGAAACAGCAUCUGAAAAGGGGCGACUCUUCCCUAGUGCUAUUCAGCUAACGAACAACUGUGGCCUCCAUUCUCCCCGCACAGUGGCACUAAGCAGUUCUAUAAACCUUGCUGUUAAUUUUCUCACAAGGUUUGUCUAUGUAUGACAGCGUUCAGCAAUGAAGCAAUACUAAGUAGGGUAAGUUGGCUUGCAUGAUUGCAUGCUGACAAGGCAGUUAGGCUAACAUGCAACAUUUCUGCUUGGUGUAUGCUCCCAGAAUGCACAUGGUUGAACAAAUGAGGCUCUGGGGUGAGUACAGAGCAGUAAUUCACACAUGUGCAGAUGUUGCAAAACCACAAGCUUGUACUUUAAAUGAUUCUUAAACAGCAGCCAAAGUCAGAGUGGAUUCCAGACUUCUAGCUGCUUGAGUUUGUACAUAGUCCUGACUUUCUCGUGGUGUGCAUCUAGCAACAUUUUAAAGUGACUGUCUUUAAUCUAAAAUAAGAAGCCUGGAAGUUUCAGACUGAGCGUCAUCCAGCCCAUCAUGUAUAGAUUUGCUGCAGCUUGAAGCAGCAGUAUUGGUUAAAUUGCACUGCUUUUCAGAACUAUGGUUUUAUAGACUGACAUUUGGUGUAACUUUCUAGCCAGAGCUGAACUUAAAACAAGGAGUUACAAGGACGAUAAUUAGCUGCUGUGGUACUGAUGUUUUUCUUGUGUUUCAUUUAAAGACUCUUGACAGAAUGUGUGGUGUCAACUGACUUAAACCCUGAAGAGGGAAAUAAAACUGAUGUUUUUUUGGGGGGAGGAGUAAUCUUUUUACAAAAGAUGCAUUUUGGCACUCCAUAAAAAACUUCCUUGGUGUAUUUUAGCUGCCUGUUUCAGUUUAUUUCUCUCUUGAGGAUAAAACUGUUAAGUGGAAAUUAAGGUAAGCUCUGCACUGAAAGCAAAAGCGCAGCAUUCCAGCAACCCUCCCCCCAAUGGAACUUCAAUUUUCCAGUGGCUGGGGGCGGGAAUCACACAUGCAUAACACCAGGAGACUCUGGAUUUUUGUAUAUGUGGUGACCGCUACUGGGGAGCAGGUGUGCACUGAUAUAUGCUUUUGGUUCCACCUUUGCUGGUGUGUUAACAGAAAUCUCCAAAACGUUGUAUUUGUUGGCAUAGGGUGAAACAUGCUUUGCUUAAUCAGAAAGCUCCAGGCUUAAUUCUAGAUGCAAUAUGGAAAUUUGUUUUUGGCAGCAUGUUAAUGAGUUAGCCACACUAUUAGGAAAAGAGAUUUCAAGUGAUUUUGGGAGUAUAGCAAAGCAAAUUUAGCCCAGACAACCAUAAAGAUUUGGGCAGCACAAGUAUUUUGUUUUAAAGCUAAUGCAUUUGAUGAUUUUUGGGCCGGCAUCCUACAUUUGUAGCAAAAUGAUGACCUUGCAUACUUAUAGUCAGACCAGAAAAAAGUGUGUGGGUAGACAAACUUAACCAAGCCCACACUUUGGGAAUAUAUUGUACUGCUGUUCAUCAUAUAAUUUUAUUUAUACCCCGCCCUCCCCGGCCAGAACCGGGCUCAGGGCGGCUAACACCAAUAAAAUUACAAUAAAACAUAAUGGGGGGAGGGAAACAACAGUUAAGUAAAAUAUGGGUUAAAAUACUAUUUAAAAUGCAGCCUCAUUUUAGUAGUACCCCAUAAAUCAAAACCAUAAGGGGAGGGAAACAUAAGGGUCAGACUGAGUCCAAACCAAAGGCCAGGCGGAACUGCUCUGUCUUGCAGGCCCUGCGGAAAGAUGUCAAGUCCCCCAGGGCCCUAGUCUCUUGUGACAGAGCGGUCCACCAAGUCGGGGCCAGUACUGAAAAGGCCCUGGCCCCAGUUGAGACCAAUCUAACCACCUUGCGGCUCAGGAGCUCCAAAGUGUUGUUAUUUGUGGACCUUAAAGUCCUCCACGGGGCAUACCAGGAGAAAAGAUCACAUCACUUGGUGGUAUCUGGAAUCCUCAGAACUAAGAAGUUAAAAAUAAAAAAUAUUCCUAGUUUUAAGACAUGAGAAUACUCAGUUGAGAAAAGCAUAACACAUAGCAGGGUUAGGGGUGCUUGUGUCCUUGUCAGACACAUUUUUGUAAAUAAUGAGACUGAUAAUGUUUUUCCACAAUCAUAACAUCUAUGAUGCAAUAACAGGGCUACCAUGUGUCAAAUAUUGGUUCUGUGUUAGACAAAAUAUGCAAAGCUGCUGCUAUAUUUCGGAGGCAGUAAAGGACUGAACUGUUAUAUAUUCCUUGCAAGCCAAAUGUCAAUAUGUAUGUGAGGACCUUCCUAUUGCAUUGUUAGGAGUCUGGGUUGAAGGUUAACCAGCCAGCAUCCUUCGCUAUAAGGCUUAACGGGGCAAAGGGCAAGAUUGACGCUAAAGUGCAUAGCCCAAUUGGAGCCGUAGAAGAAUGCCAUGUUUCUGAAUUGGAGCAAGGUAAGGAUGUGUCGUAAACUUGGUACUCAAAACUGCUUUAAAUAUGUGAACAGUCAAAAUGGUUGUAAUAAUUAAACAGGAGGUGGCCAUUUCAGUUCAUGCCAGUAUGGAAACAUGUUCAACAGUGAUUGGAUGCUUAUUGUACAAAGGACUGUGUUCCACAAAGGAGUUUAGUACUACUUCCUUGGUGGUAAAAGGAAAAAAGGAACUACUGAACAAAAUACUUCCGCAUAACCCAUUUUAAGGCUAAUUGGCAUGUGCGCUUUACCACAACCCCAGUUGUUGUUGUUGUUUGUUUGUGCAGAGAGGAAGUCCUCCUGUGAACAGAGGUGUGCAUGAGGUUGCAUGUGCUAAUAGCUCAGUUGAAUGGCUGCAUAUGCAUCUUUCUGCACAGUAGAGAGAUUGCUUCACAACUUUUAGCUGAAUUGUGGACCAAGGAAACGUUAUAAGCCUACAUUGGGCACGUACCUGUAGAUCAGGCUUCCUCAACCUCGGCCCUCCAGAUGUUUUGAGACUACAAUUCCCAUCAUCCCUGACCACUGGUCCUGUUAGCUAGGUAUUAUGGGAGUUGUAGGCCAAAAACAUCUGGAGGGCUGAGGUUGAGAAAGCCUGCUGUAGAUAUUUCAACUCUAGCUACCUGACAUGGCUCCUGUCUUUCCAUCCUGCCCUAUACAUUUUCAUUAACUUUCUCCCUUCAUCCUUCACUUUUGAAAAUACAUGGUAUACCUGUAGGCUGAUUCCAACAGGGUCUCAUCUGAUGCUGGUGCCAAUUUGUUUAAAUUGGCCUUACAUUUUUGAUAGCCAUUUCUAGCUACUUUUAACUAUGCAGAUCUACCGUUCUAUUAUUCUAUGUUUCCCAGACAGUUUUCAGACUAGUUGCUGAUUCAAAGGAACAAGCUAUACUCGAUUGUGCUGCAAUUAUAAUAUUUGCUGUAGAAUAAAGAAAUGCAGUUUUCUGCCAGUGCAAGUGGAUAACCAUUUUGCAGCACGCUGGUGGUUAAAGCAAUAAGAACGGAUUUUAAAGUGACAGCUCCAACUCCUAUGCAUGUUCUCCACAUGAGGAUUGCAUUUCAGAGGCUUUGCUUCUCCUCAGGCAUGUUUCAUGUGCCACCUUCCCAUGGCCCAGGCAUGUGAGUCAUAGAAAUCUGGCGCAAUAGUUUUAGAUGCUGUGUGCCCUUCUUUUUAACAUCCAGUUCUCAACCUAAAUUUAUGAUGAUUUGCCUGUAUAUGUAUUGCAGAUAAAUACGCUGUUCGGUUCAUCCCGCGUGAAAACGGCAUUCAUUCUAUUGAUGUGAAGUUCAACGGUAGCCAUGUGGUAGGCAGUCCUUUUAAAGUUAGAGUCGGGGAACCAGGUCAAGCUGAUAGCCCAGCUCUUGUCACCGCCUACGGGCCAGGCCUUGAGAGUGGCGUAACAGGUGAGAAGUUUCCUCUUUCUGUGUUAGAAUUCUGAAAAAUAGGAUGGUCUUGACCCAGAGAUUGCCUUUGUCUCACUAGCUAACACUCUUCUGUCCAGUGUGCACAGUUGGGCUAUACCUUUAAUACGCUCAGCCAAUAUGUUUCAAAAUGGGUGGUGGUUUCGGUUAUUUCAGUUAAAACAGGGAAAAGCUAAUAUGCAAGAAAAUGCAGAAAUGGAUGCUGAACUGAUUUGAACAAUUCAGUUUAGCAGUUUAUCACAUGGUCGCAUCAUUCCUGGCCAUUGGUCAUGUUGGCUGGGGUUGUUGGGAGUUCUACAACAUCAGUGGAAGCACAGGCUCUCCAUCUCUAGCCUAUGUGGUUUUCAGUGGGUCACAUGGGAGUAGUGCUUGUUUAUAUCUCCCGAGGCCCUUGGAGGGAGAAAUUAACUGAAAUUCGACAGAUGAGUUGUCAGUAUUACCAGCAACAUACCCAUUCGCCAGCGCUGAUGCUUAACAUUUUGGGCUGGGUCCUUGCUAUUGAUCAAGCUGUAAUGGAUUCCACACAGCCAAACAUUACUUACUGAUGGUCUGGCUGCACUUAGGACUCAGCUAUACAGCUGCAAAUAAAACAUUGUACAAUGGGAGCCUUAUGGAAAAUUCAAUGUAUUUUUAAAAACGCUUUAAAGGAAAGCAUUUUCAGAACAUUUUUAUAUGUGUGUAGAUUCCACCUUAGAAGAAGCAUUCAUCAAUUGUUCUGGGUUUUGUUUUGCUUUUUGCUUGUCUUCACACACUUGCCCAGGCAUCUCCAACCUUCAGCCCUCCAGAUGUUUUGGACUACAGUUCCCAUCAUCCCUGACCACUAGUCCUGUUAGCUAGGGAUCAUGGGAGUUGUAGGCCAAAACAUCUGGAGGGCCGCAGGUUGGGGGUGCCUGCACUUGCCUGUGCAGCAGCAUGGGAAAGUGUGAAAUUUGUGAUCGCAAGGCAUCAAAGAAAGGGCUGCUUUUAUUAGGAGGUGGGACAAGUUUUUUCUAAAUCUUUUGGAGUAUUUGGCUUUUUUGAUGGAUUAGUGAUCGUGACUCACUUUGGGUAUUUCUUGAGAAAGUGGUCUGGGUUUUUUAUUAUUAUUAAAAAAAUACACAAUUUGCAAUGGCAGAUUGUUGCGGGGUGGGAGGCUGUAUCUAUGACAUAUACUUGGCAAACAAGAUUGCUGCAUGAAAGUGUGAAGUGACAAACAGUCUUGGAACUCAUGCUUCCUAUUUCUCCUUUGCUUUCCAGGGUUACAAUCGGCAUUUACUAUAGACACCACCAAAGCAGGCCCUGGAACCCUUGCUGUUACAAUCGAGGGGCCGUCAAAGGUGAAAAUGGAUUGUCAAGAAGCUCUGGAGGGCUACCAUGUAAUGUACACACCUAUGGCCCCAGGGAACUACUUAAUUGGAAUUAAAUACGGAGGGCCCAAUCACAUAGCUGGCAGCCCUUUCAAAGCAAAAGUGACAGGUAAGACUCAUGAGCCAGUAUUACCUACCUGGUUGUGUUCUCAGCGGGAGGGUGGGUGCAGAGAGAUGGACUUUCCCAAGGUGGCACAGUGUCUUUGACUUGACUGGCAUCUAGUUGACGGUAGCCAUUGAGCUCUUUCACUUAGCAGCAGGGGUACUGCCACACUGUUUAAACUGUGCUCUGGUUAUCUUGCUCUGUAGGCCAGCGGCUGGUUAGCCCAGGUGUGUCCAAUGAAACAUCCUCCAUCAUGGUGGAAUCUGUGACCAGGUCAACAACGGAUACCUGCUAUAGUGCCAUUCCCAGAUCGUCAUCUGAUGCAAGCAGAGUGAUCUCCACGGGAGCAGGGCUCUCUAGAGCUUUCGUGGGCCAGAAAAACACAUUUUCUGUCGACUGCAGCAAAGCUGGUAACUUCCUUUUAAAAAAUAAUAAUAAAUGUGGGUUUCUGUUACUGGUCUAGUGACCAAAGACCUGAGCUUCUCCACCUUCUAAGUGUCCACUAAAUCUUUAGUGCCGCUUUCACCCCAGAGAAAAGUAUUCAGUUGCCAUUGGCAGUGGAAUGUUGGAUCUCCCACCGCUUUACAAAGCAUUUAAGAGCAUCUAAAGCAGGCUUUCCCAAACUUGGGUCUCCCGUCUGUUUUUGGACUACAACUUCCAUCUUCCCUAGCUAGCAGGUCAGGGACGAUGGGAUUUGUAGUCCAAAAACAGCUGGAGACGCAAGUUUGGGAAAGCCUGAUCUAAAGAUGAACUGCUAAGAAAAGAACUAGAAUUCUUUGUCUUGCACAGGAGUCAGCAAGGUUUAUUUGAUGAAUUUUGCCCAGUGCUUUUUCAUCUGCAGAAAUACCUUGCCCUGCAAAUAGCAUUAUCCUCCAUGAGCAGCAUGCUAUUAAAGACUACUGACCGUAAUGGCUGUGUUCCACUGUGGGAGGCAGUAUGUCUCUGGACCCAAGUACGGGACUUUCAAAUGGGGACAGUGCUGUGAAUUCAGAUUCUGCAUCCCAACUUCCCAUAGGCACCUGUUUGGCAAAAACAGGGCGCUGGAUUAAGUGAGCCUUUGGCCUGAUCACGCAAGGCUCUUAACUUUGAGUCUGAUUGGUCAAAAUAUUUAGGAAAACUGGAUUGGAGCUGCUUGAAUUUGGGGUGUGGUAGUAACGCUCUUCAUUCUGCCUUAGGUUCAAAUAUGUUGUUAGUUGGUGUCCAUGGACCUACAACUCCUUGUGAAGAAGUAUCUGUGAAACACCUUGGGAACCAACAGUACGGUGUAAAGUACGUCGUCAAGGAGAAGGGUGACUAUAUUCUAGCUGUGAAGUGGGGUGAAGAACACAUUCCUGGAAGCCCCUUCCACGUUACAGUUCCCUAAGUUCGUAUUGUUUCAAAACAUUCAGCUCUGUUCAAGUGAAAUCUGAACAAUUCAAUACUGUGAGCAUUCCUGUGAGAAAUAGAGUAUACCUUCAUGUAUACAGAACACAUUUUUUAAUGCACCCCCAACUUAAAUUCUGCAACUUUUUAAAAGUGUUCUAUUUGUCUUAAGCAUCCCUCCUAUACAAAUGUAAACCAAUGUACCUUUCGGAUCGAUAUGCAAUCAUGUAACAAGGUCACUAUCCUUUUUGUGGAUUUUAGAAUUUACAGGUUAAACUGGAAUUUGUGUUCGAUAAUUGGGUAGCUUAAACUACUGACUUUUGAUGGACAUUUUUUAGACUGGAAACUUUUUAAAUUUAGCUGUAGAAAAUCACUUUGGCUAUUGCCAGUUAAAGUUCUUCUGUAAAGAAAAUGAGGUAAAACUGGUACUUACUGUGCCUUUUGUAUACUUGAUUUUUUUAAAAAAAACACACGUAACAUUGAAAACUCUCAAGCGUUACAGCUAAACACUAAAACACCAUAACAGAAAGCUUGGCUGUUUACAUUAGCAGAGAAUGAAAACUGCAAGGGGUAUCAAACCAUUCCUGGAAGUCUUUGCCUCUUUUGCUGUGUACAGUUACGAUGCUAGCUUACUUUAACCAUGAUUGUUGUGAUUGACAGGAUGCCAAAUUAGCUGAUAUUCUGCCACAGGUGCAUUUUGCUGACACACAGUAGGUGCAACAUGCAGGAACUCAGUUUCUCCCAAGCUUGUUUCUGCACUCAGUGUAAAAUUCAUGCUUGUGCAACUCACACCUUGGCUAUGCUAGAAAGACGUUUAUCUCCAGCACACGAGGCUCUUAGUUGAGUAACAAAAAGUAGCUUCUGACUUGCUCAUCGUGUCCCUGAUCAUGAUGAUGUGAAAACUAGCCUAGUCAGUCAGACAAUAUUAAGUGUACCUCUGAAUGUUUCUGCUAAUGGUGCGAGUUUAUUGAGCCUGUUCAUGCACAAAGUGUUUAUCCCCUUCAUUGUUUUGGGAUAAGGGAAUGAGCACAUGGCCAUUCCAGAUUUCAAAAGACAUUCCAGGUAUGCAACUAAUGGUUACUACAAAACUCCUGUGGCUUUUAGCAGAUUUUCUCUUUCUCAAAGAGCUUUAAAUGUGCCUAAUGGAAGAAGAGACUUGAUGGAAAUUUGUUCCCUCUGUUUAGAGAAAGAUUUCUACUUGGUCAGCUUUAUUUUUGUAGUAGUAUAUCAGUGCACUAAGUCCGAGCACAGCUUCUUGAAGGAGGAGCUAGAGUAACAAGACAUCCUUUUUUUCUCUUUCUCUUUUUACUGUGCUGUGUGCCUUAAUGUGAAAUGCUCACUACAUUGUAAACUAUAAGGAAAAGCAGAAUAAACUGGAAUAAUUGCAAGAUUGUAAUAUUGUAUCCCAUAACUUAUUAAAAACCAUGAAUGUUGGCUUCAUGAAAUAAAAUGUGCAUGUUAAAAACAAACUCAG
Podarcis lilfordi (Lilford's wall lizard) is the source of this 83282-nucleotide messenger RNA. NCBI's taxonomy places the organism in Eukaryota, Metazoa, Chordata, Lepidosauria, Squamata, Lacertidae. The record is from the annotation of a GenBank genome assembly.